Podarcis lilfordi (Lilford's wall lizard) is the source of this 57329-nucleotide messenger RNA. The record is from the annotation of a GenBank genome assembly. NCBI's taxonomy places the organism in Eukaryota, Metazoa, Chordata, Lepidosauria, Squamata, Lacertidae.
AUGUUGCGACAGAACGGUGGUGGCAACAAGCGUGGUUUAGGAUUAACCAAACUGUCUACCUCCAAUUUCUUCACCGUCUCUAAUUCAGGAACCUGGGGGAUGGGGCGCAGCACCAAGAGCAGUUCUUUGAGCAGCAUUAGCUCCAACUCGGACUGCUAUGACAGCACUGUUGUGGACCCAGAGUACAUCAUGCAACUGGUGAAUGAUGUCAGGAAAUUUGCAGAUGUUCUACUUUAUUUGAAAGAAGCCAUUCUUUCAGAAGGUGUGUCAGCUGCUUCUCAAUAACUCCCAAUAGUUUGAAAUGUAUUUUUGUAGCUAAUUUCUUACUUGCUAGCAUAUGAGCAAAGAAAUGUUUAGAAGGAACAGUGGCUGUCUUCUCUUGAGUAUAUUUUGCGGUAUACAGGAAGUUGUGGUUUUUACUUUGCUAACUUCCUCUGUGAAACAUUGAGCAAGUUGUUUUGUAAAUGGGCACGUCAUAAACAAAAUUAAACUUCCCUUUUUUAAAAAAAUACCUUUAAAAAUUGGCAUCUGGUAGAAAUGGAAAAAUGUUUAGACUCACGACUUCUUUUGAGAUAGAUUUUUUUUUUCUUGAGGGGGUAGUGGCACCAUCGUUUGUUAAGCAGUGGCGAAAAGACUGGUGGCAGUGUUGUAGCUUUGGAUUUCCUGAUUAAGCAGCAGAGGUUUGGACUAGAUGGCUUGCAAAGCCCCAUUGAAUUCUUAGGAUUCUGUUUCAUACCUCUGAGCUAAAUUAUGCCAAUCUUCCCAUUGUUUUGGUGGAUAGAGAAAGAUACUUCCAUUCUUCUUUGAAUUCUGAUGUAAAUGGGUAAGAAGCAAGCUGAUUAUACUUGCUCUACUGGUGAUGUACAGUAGUAUGAUUAAGACUAGGGAAGGGGAAACUCUUUUCAUCCGUAGAUUCACAUUUCCUUUUGGUCAGCUUUCUUGGGCCCAUUUCUAUUGAUAGGUGGAGCAAGAGGCAAAAAUGAGUGAAGCAAUACCGUUGAACAAUUUGCUAGUUUCUUCACACCCGCACAUCCCCCUCCAUCUAAGCAAGCAAGAAACAUUAUUGGAGUUCUAUGAACACAUUCCAGCCCUGUAAAAACACCAAAUGAGGGUGCAAAACAGGGCUGGGGAGGGGUGUGUGACCUGGCAAAAGUUCUGAGGGCUCGACAGAGGGGCCUGGAAGGCUGUGUUUGGUUGCUGGGCCUGAAGUUUCCCAUCCCUGAUUUAGAAGGUCUGAUUUUAUACUGAUUUAGUUUGUGGGUAACUAGCUAAACAUCUCUUACGUUCCUGUUUGAGCUGAAAUUGAAUAUCAGUUUUUCUUACAAAAUACAUUUAAAAUAAAUUCAUAGCCUAUUUCAGGAGAAUGCUUAAACAGUUGCUCUGUAAAAUGAGUGAAGUAGGUCAGAGUAGCGCUUACUUGAAAUAAGGAAAAAAACCCAACAGAAAUAAAUAUAACUUAUAAUAUUGCAGAUGUUGAAACUUUCAAGUGGGGAUACUGUUUCUUCAUUGUAUCCUCUGCGGAGUAAGAACUGAAUCCUUCAGACAAGUAGUUUUCAGUAUUAAUGGAACAUAAUAUUCAUAAUAUAGGUAAAUAAGAAGCUGGUACCAGCUAACCUGGCAUGAAUUCCUUUCUACGAAUAUUUUCUUUCUUUCUUUCUUUCUUUCUUUCUUUCUUUGUAGUAGAUUCAAAGCGAGCAUUGUGCUUUAUAGACCUGUACCUUAGCAGAAUAAAUUUCUGAGAAGAUCUGCCAAAUGCCCAGUGAGAUUGCUUUUGAGCAACAAUGAUACAUUUUCCUCACUUCUUAUGCUGCUGUCAACAAAUCAACAAGAAGUGUGCCCUUAUUCUUUUGUUUGAAUUCAAAAGUCCCACUUUCUUGCCAAUGUAUUAUAGCAGCUUUGCCUCAUCCAACUGAAUUAAGUAUAUUUAUCCUUCUGCUUUUAAAAUCAGAACUUUUCUAAGCUUUACAUCUUAAAGGAACACAAAGCCAUCAUACCUAGACAUGGGCUUUGUUGCAGAAUCAGCAAACAACACUAUCCCAUUGUGUCGAGAGCAAGAUCUAGAUUGUUAGGCAUCAGUGAGAUCUAAACAAUACACUAUGAGUAUGAAACUUGUUUCUGUGCAUUAAGACUUAUUUCCUAACAGUCCCCCCCCCCCCCCGCUUUUUUAGGAUGUCUGAGAUUCUGUUAAUCAGCAUACAGUUCUCCAUUUAGGAGACUUCUGUGCUUUAGGGGAAAUAGUGCUGUCAAAAGGAAUUCUCUGUGUUGUAUCCUAAAGCAGCAUUUAUACCCAUAACCUAGUCUUGACAUACGAGUCAUGGUACUAAAAUGUAAACACAGAAGAUUUGUAGCCUCCAAGAAAAUUUAAGUGUGAAAAUGCAUGCUCCUGUGCUUGAAGGUUUUUAACUGCAAGUUUGUGUCUCUGCCUUCAUUUAUGUGAAGGGCAGCUUUGGUUGUGAGCCCUACUUGUACAUGCCUGUGCAGUGCCAACAGAUAAAUAUUCCAAAAUACAUUGAAUUUCCUGCUUGGUCCAGUAAUGGUGUGAAUUUGGUUGUAGAAUAAGGUGUGAAAUUAUUUGGAUUGGAGAUACUGAAAUGGGGGGCUGCAAUUCAAAGUGAGGGUUGCUGAAUGUCUUGCUUACUUCAUAUUUUUGCCCCAUUCCUUUGCAUAACUUCCAUAGACAGAAGAAGGUGAUGUGGAAGUAGUGAUAAAUUCUGCUGGCCAUUGCCUCUGAACUCAUAAUGUUGAUGUUUGGCCUCAAAUAAAGAAUGCAGCCUGUGCAUUCUCUUGAGUUUGGCUCUGGCAGAUCAGUACAAAUGAUAGCUAGGCAUUACUUAGUGAACAUGGACCAAAUUUUCCUAGUCACCCAAACCUUUUAGCUGUAUGGCUUUUGAUUUUGAUGAAGUUUGAGGAUUUGGUGGGAGUUCCAUUCUUUCAGUAAGUACAAGUUGUCACUACUACUGCCUAAUUGCCAUCCUUGGUUGUGUAUGUUCACACAGGCUAUAGAUAGGCAGAAUAGGAUUCCGACUCAGUUGCUUUGAUAUGGGUGUGUUGUGGAUCAUGUUGUGGAUAGUGAAAGUGAAGAAUACUUUGGAGGGUGGUGUGUGUUGCCAUAGACUUUACAGCCUUGCUGUUUUGUGAUGUAAAAUUGAGCAUAUGUGGUGGUCAUAUUUAACACAUACUCCAUAAGGUAUGAUUUUGAAUAACGUUGUUUGGCUUGGUGAUCUAUAUUGUAGAGGCAUGGAAUUGUUUGAAACCCCAAUCACUGCUUUUUCCACCAUACUGAUUAAUGUCCAAAUAGCUCAAAACCAGUUACUAAUGUUGAAGUUGAAAUUAAUAGGUGGGCUUAAUAAUACAAACAAGGCAAUGCCAAUUUAUGAAUGGAAAUGCCAGUUUAUGAAUGUGAAUUCAUAAAUGACAGUAUUCCCUUAAACUUGGAAUAAAAUACUCCUAAAUUUGUUUUAGUUACAUUUGUAACCGACCCUUCUGCCAGGAAGCUCAGAACAAGUUGUAGUUGGGUCAGGUAAAGUUGGAGCAGGAUACAGUUACUCUACUUGAUUAAAACCACCUUAUGAACUUUAUAGCUAAGCAGAGCUUUGCCCAUAUCCAUGGCUAAUAUUCUGGUCAAUUCAUGUCACUGCUGCUAAAUGUGAGGGCUCUUGAAUAGAUUGAGCCGUUUGAGAAAGGAAAGAAUUGAGUAGUAGUAGAAGAACAGGGAGUUAUUGUGCUUUUAACCAUUAACCUUUAAAGAUUUAAUGGUUUUUAAUUAAGCUUUUAAUCUAGUGACAUUUUCAGUUAAAACUUAUAUGCUGUUAGCAUUUUAGUAUGGAGCAGGUUAAAACUCUUAAAGUAAUUACAUUGAAAGUUCCUAAAAUUUUAGCAUCAUCUUCAGAGCAUGGGGUAUGCAAGUAGAUUCAAUUAAUUUAUAUGCUGAUCAAUAUGUUUCUAUCAUGGUCAUUUUGGCAGCAUUGUGCAUUUAUUUGGUUAACUUAAUAUGCAUCACUAAAAAAGGUAAAAUCACUGAUCACUCUGCUUCAAUGUGAACUGGUACACAGCGCUAAACCAGGGUUUAUUAAACUAUGGUUUAUCAAACCCUUAUUUGUUUCUUAGUAAACAAACCAGAGUUAAGCUAUCAAAAAAGCACAAACUGAAACAGUAGUUUGUUGGCUUAUGAAUCUUGGUUUGUUUUAAUUAUGGUUUUGCAUAACAUGAACAUAUAACCCUUCCUUAAUAACCAUGGUUUGUUUGGCCACCUGACACCCAGACACUCACCAAGGCUACAAAGGCACGUGGUAAGAGCUGCUUGGAAAUAAUUCAAAUUUAAGAGAAACAAGCCAUGGGUUUUUUUUUCAUUUGCUGGAAAACUUAUUGGAUAAACUUGUGGUUUGUUCAUGAAACCUUGGUUUGUGUUAUGGUUUGUGUUAUUUCCAUUUAAAAAAGUACUCCUAUUCUCCAGUGACUCUGUAGCCAUGGCAUUGGUGAUAUGACCUGAAACAACCGUGGCUCAGUGACAGAGCAUCUGCUUUGCAUGCAGAAGGACCUAGGUUCAAUCUGCUGCAUCACUAGGUAUAGCUUGGAAUGUCCCUAGUCUGAAACUAUGGAGAUCUGCUGGCAGUCAGCAUAAACAAAUCUGAACUCAGUGGAUCAAUAGCCUGAUUCAGUAUAAGACAGCUUCUAAGGAUGAGGGGAAACCCCAGAUUAUCAAAAUCUUUGAAGCUGUGUGGAACCUGACCUCAGGUUUUUUUUUGGGGGGGGUGUUGGCAUAAUUGGGCCACAAUGAAGAAUUAAAGCAAGGGAAAAGAAAGUCCUGAUCUAUAGGUCUAUAUGAUCAUUGUUGGAGGAUUCCUGCUCCCAUCCCUUCUCACUAUGUGCUUUUAAACUAUGUGCUUUUUAAGAGUUGUUUCCUCUAGGGUGUAGUGUAUGCCUGUGAAUUUCCUCCACAGAAGUACCAAGCAUAGUAUUGCCUCUCCAAGGGAAUGUAAUUACAAAUAAAUCAGCAAAUUAACACUUUUCUCACAACCAAUAAUUAUAAAACAAUGAGGUAAAACUAUGGCUUAUCAAAUAAUAUUUUAUGUAAUAGUCACAGACGUCUAGGUUAUCAGUAAACCAGACACCCUCCAGUAUCAUCAGGACUUUUACAUGGUAUGGAUUGGCUGCAUGUCAUUAUAGGUGCUUCAGAUAUUAUAAUAUCUGGAAAGCUCUCUUUAGGGUUUGAUUAUGCUGAGUAGGACACAGACACCGAAUGACAGCUACUUAGAAUUCCAAUUUGAAAAACAGAGUGUUGUGCAAUCUAGAGUUUAGUGAAUAUAUAAAGCUCUGAACGAUAGAAUUGUAGAGUUGGAAAGGACCCUGAGAGUCAUUUAGUCCAACCCCCUGCAAUGCAGAAAUCUAAUCAAAUCGUUGCUGGGUAUGAAAUUAAUUCUGUGGCUCUUCUGAUACAUUGGGUGAUUUUUAUUGAGUAAGGACAUGGUACCACUCCAAGAUUAAAAUUCACCUGACCAUUGGACUGCUUGGUAUUGUUGCAUGUGCUUUCUGUAUGUGUGGCUGGCUCUGUAUAGCUACCAUUAUGUGCGUUAUUAAAUUUAUUGAAUGCUGCUAGGAGUGGAUAAGGGACGUGGGUGGCGCUGUGGGUUAAACCACAAAGCCUAGGACUUGCCGAUCAGAAGGUUGGCAGUUCGAAUCCCCGUGACGGGGUGAGCUCCUGUUGUUUGGUCCCUGCUCCUGCCCACCUAGCAGUUCGAAAGCACGUCAAAGUGCAAGUAGAUAAAUAGGUACCGCUCUGGCGGGAAGGUAAACGGCGUUUCUGUGCGCUGCUCUGGUUCGCCAGAAGCAGCUUAGUCAUGCUGGCCACAUGACCCGGAAGCUGUACGCCGGCUCCCUCGGCCAAUAAAGCGAGAUGAGCGCGCAACCCCAGAGUCGGUCACGACUGGACCUAAUGGUCAGGGGUCCCUUUACCUUUACUAGGAGUGGAUAAAGUCAUUUCUGCAUGUGAUUGAAUUGCAAGAGGCAACCACAAGUUCCAAUGACUCAGUGAAAAUUGCUCCAUUAUGUAUCCCAUGAGUUCUGUUCUUCAGACCUUUUGAUAACUAGUAAGUGAAGACUUCUGAAUAUUUCUUCAAUUCCUGUAGCUCUCUUAUGGUGCUUGAAGCUUUAUUUCUGCCUGUCUGUGUCUUUAAGGUAACAUGGGGCAUCCCACACAUGCUUCCUUGACAGAGGGAAACUCCAGGCCAAAGGAAUUUUAUUGAUAUAUCCAGCACCUGCAAAUAUGGUUACAGUGGUAACCAUAAACCUACGUUUGGUGAUGAGAGAACAUCUAAAUAUACUUUCUUAUUGGAUUAACAUGUUGGAAAAUAACUGUGAACAGUUCUGAGAGAUUGAUUAUGCCUCUUUCGAAAAAUACUAUCAGGCUAGACUGAGAUUCUGCAAUAGUGUGGUGCGUACAAGGCUUGGCACAAAUACCUGCACAUCCUUCCCAGCAAGCCUCUGUAAAAACCCAGGCAAAAUUACCUGGCAAAAGAACCUCACUGCAAGUGGAAAAAGAAACAUGAGUGUCAAGCCAUUGUGGCUACUAGAAAAAAUGUUUGCCAGCAAACGUUUGGGGAUCUCUGGUAGUAGGGGAUUAUUUGGGAAUACAUUUUAAAUUGAUGUAGAUUUAGGUAAAAAUAUCAGUGUUAGCCUCAAGUGUUGAAGGCCUACAUUCUCCGUAAUCAGAUAAUUUCAAGAGUAUAUUGAAUAAUAUAGCUAUGUUUAAAUGGUUCAGAUUAAAUCUAUGUACUAUCAAAAUUACCUGCGAAAUCCAUGCAAUAAAUGAUAGCUUAGAGUUCCAAUUAACUUUUAAGUCUAACGAUCUAGCUGACUUAAAUUGUGACCACCUCCCCUUCCCCCAAUCACAUACUCUGCAUUCCUUCUGAACAAAUGUUCACUUGUUGCUAUAGUGUCAAAGAUCAACAGUUGGUAGGGGUAUGUUUCAUGAGCAAGUGUAGUUAAGCAUUUAAACUCAACUCCUGUGGAACUUUUAAUACAUUUUUAACUUAAAAUGUAUUCUAGAAUAGUAUUAUUAAUGCAAUAAACUUUGUUAGCAGUGUUUUGACUCAUUCCUAUUUUCAGUUUUAAAAUACAGUAAAUUUUACACCAUUCCCUUUACUUUUUUCAAAAGAUACAUGAAAAAGCAUUGAAAAUUACUCUUAUUCAAAAUGCCAUAUUUUUAGCUUUCAGAAUUUGUCAGAAUUUUUUUAAAAAUCUGAAACUAGUACACUCUGAGGCUUUUUAACAAAAUGUGGCACUUGGGAGACUUCUGUAAUUUAGUAAAACAAUUUCCUUAGGAAUAUUACAUUCCUGUAUGUAUACAUAUAUUAAAGCCUGUAUUAAUUUUAAAAUGGUGUUCGCCACCAUUCAUGCAAACAGAUCCCAGGGACCUGUGUAGAACUGAGCAUCUAAGGUAUGUUUUAUGCAGUUUUUUGAGUGAAUAAUUAAGGGUGGUGAGUAAUCUCUCUGAAAUUUGAUUGUAUAGCUGUUAGCAUUGUCUUCAAAUAUAGGAACAUCCUAUAGGAACAGCAGGCAGGGAUGGGACUGGCGUGCGUCCCGUGGGUGUGGCGCACAUCCUAUGGGCGUGGCGCCCAGCGCAGGUGGGCAGAAGCAAUGGCACCCCACCGGGAUCGCACUGCUGGGGGCGGUGCGCUCCCCCCGCACUCUUCUUCCUCUGCCAGUGUAUAGGAACAUCCACUUAGCUUGGGUAAACCCCCAUUAAACUCAGUGAGAGGUACUUGAGUAGACUCACAGGAUUUUGCUAUUAGGGAAGAAGAAGGGUGAAGCAAAAUGCUUUCAGGAAGAACUUUUAAGUACAUGCUUAUCUUGCCCAUUGGAACCGGUUUGAUUUGGAAGUGCUUCAUUUUACUUAGAUUAUACCUACGAGUUUUGAAUACUGGAAAUUGGGUGAAAUCUUCUUUGACUCUCACUCAUUUUUAUUACUGUCUAACAUUAAUUCAAAGGACGUGUAAUAACUUGGAACACUUCCAUCUUGGUGCUCCUUCAUUAAAACUAUAAGUAGGUAGAUCUAGUAUGUGGUGUUACUGUGUACUCAACCUGACACUCACCAUGCAGCUGUUUCCUCAAAUUAGGAAACAUUACUUGGGUAAAUAUUUGGGCUGGCAUUUCAUGUCAACAGUAAGCUGAGUAGGAGAUAAUUUACUAUAUAUAAUUUUUGUGGCAUUACAUGCCUUCAAAAUAGGAUAAGAUACAACUCAUCUAGAGCACCAGUGAUGACUAUUCCAUGCCACUAGUUAACUGUCCCUGGGAAGACUUGCAGUGGUAUGCAAAACUUAAAUAUAUGCCGUCAGUAAGAGACCAGCCAUAUGUAGAUACUAUAAAACGCUUCUUGAGUUUACUGAGUAUCACAAUGUAAAACUGCAUUUUGUUCAGGAAGAUUAAUUAUACCAAAUACAGCAGCUAAAUGUUUUUUUAGUAACCUGUAGUUGCACCUGUUUAUGUUUUAUAUGAGAAAUAUUAUCAUAUAAUAUUGUGUUAACUUUACACCAGCCUAGGUGUGUGAUACCGAAAGCAGUUUCUAAAUAAAUGAGUAAAGAAUUAAAUGGUGGUUUUCAGCCAUAUGCUGUACUAUUACUGAAAGUCCACCUGAAUGUUCUUCAUUUAGACAGUUUCAUCCAAGAGGUUCUUUACAUUAGAACCUCCAUUAUGGAUGUUAUUUAGCUGUUAAAUAUUACAAUGAAUCUGGAAAACUCUUUGCAGAUGGAAAGCUGUUAUGAAGAGGAUUCAUUUAAAAAAAUUAAGUUCUAAAGGAGGCACUUUCCUGUGGGUUUAUCCCAUGGUGCAUCUGUAAAGCCUGUAGCCACCUGGUCAGGACCAAUCAAGUGAGUCUUUCCCACAGAACUGGCAUCCUGCCACAGCUUUGUUUUUAAAUAUUGCAGGAGUGCUGUGUGAUAAGCCUAGAGAAAAACUUGUCUUGCAGUACUCCGCAGUUUUUUUUUAAACGGUGCUUUGUGAGUGUAAAGUUCGGGAAAGAACUGGACCUCAUCUCUUGCCUUUCAAUAAAAUUUGAUGGUUCUUUACAUAGCAUUUUGAGAUGCCUCUCACCACUUGGUCUAACACUUAGCUUACUUAAAAGCAUACUGUGUGUUAUCUUGCUGCUGGAAAGAUUGUUACAAUUUGGGGGAACUGGUACACUAUCAAACAGGAGCAGUGUUAUGUUUUUGCAAUUAAAAUUGUAAAAUAAAGACUCUUACAAGUUCUUGGGAUUUGGUGGGAUACACAUUUUUUAAGACAGCCUUAAAUUUGAGUCCUCAGAGUUUGAGAUACUUCAAGUUAGCAUACAGCUAUCAAGUUAGAAUAGUGUUAUUUUAGAAUUUUGCUGCUUGAAGUCUCAAGAAGUUCUUCCCUACUUGUCCUUCCGCUGGCAGGUGAAGGAUCUUCUUGUUUCUGAAGGCUUUUAGGAACUAUCUAUUUCCAAGGAAAGGGCUAGUGCUGUGAUUUUAUUAUAGUUGCUAUUAUCUGUAUUUUAGUAGAUCAUUUUAUAUAUAUUGUUUAAUUUUAUUAGUGUUUAAUUAGUUUUAAAUGAUUUUUUAAAUGUUUUUAGCUGUUUGUUUUAUCUGUAAGCUGCCUUGAGUUCCAGUCUGGAGAAAAAGGUGAGAGAUAGAUAAGAUAGAUACCUCACAAUGUGAUUUGCUUAGUGAUAUCUUUGGAGCAAACUGCAUGUUACAAAUGUGGGUGACUAGCCCGAGGCUGCUGCUUCAAAAAAGAGAAACAAACCAGGAAGGCACAGUUCACCAUUGUUUCCUGUUUUGUGAAAAUUGUAGAUUAUAAUUAAUUAAUUCCAGACAAGCUGAGAUCUGGAGGCCACCUUUAAGCCAUGUUUUCCCACUUGUGUGAAAGAAAGUUCAAAGUGGUUGUGCACAAAUGUGUGAAGCUCUGGUUUAUAAAGCCACAAAAUGUACAGAGCAGGUCAAGAACACAGCAUUGUUUUACCUGAAAUGGGAUUAUUAGCAAAUUGUCAGCCAAUCCAAUCAUGCUUUGAAUAUGAAAAUAGUAAUAGGUCAAUUAGUUUGAAACUUCUUAUUGAAACUUCAGAUACCAUAGUUAUUAUGCCUUUGGACCAUUUGCUGCAUAUAAAAAGUCAGAAGUGUUGUUAAAAAUAAAGCAUUAUGCAUAGACCCUGAAAGUUUUUGCAGCAAAGUAGUAAAUAGAAAAAGCCUUUUAGGCAGGUUAAGGCAACCCCCUCAGGUAGCAAAUGUUGUCAUAUUCACAAGUGGCCUCAAAUUUUCAUUUAUUUGGUUUGUUCUUAUCAGCGUUAUAUUUUCUGCUGCAGGCAGCAAAAUAUCUUGGGCUACCUCUGUAGUAAGAUACUACUUAAGGUUGACAAAGCAAAGUCCACCUCCUUAUUAACACUCUGUAAUCCCAUAAUCCUUGCUUUGUGUGGUCUUUGCUUAGGUAGACUGGAAGUGAAUAGCCUUUUCAUUUAUUCAGUUGCUUAGAAAAUGGGAAAGUACAGGACAAAUGACAGGUUAGAAUGCUGAAAAAUUCAAAUAUUAAUUUCAAACAUUAAUUUUGACACACACACACUUGUGUGUGUGUGUGUGUGUGUGUUGUGACUUGAUUCUUUUUCUACUUUACCUUGUAUUUAACUUUUGAAUACUAUGUUGAGUUUGAAAGUAGAUGUUUUUUUAAAAAAAAUAUUUAAUAACAAUUAUAGCUCCUCAUUAACAAUUUAUGUAGUAAUGUUGGGCAUAUACAUAUGUUUUUGUUGAGGGUGUGUGUGUACACACACACACACACACACACACACACACAAAUAACUUUGGCCAUGAUCCAGAUUAUAAUGCAGUACUGUAUAUACAAUGUCCUGCCUUACCUCCUCUCCAGCAAGAAGUAGUUUUUUCUGCUGGCAUCUACUGUUCUUUAGAUCCCAUUCUCAAUUUUUUAAAGGAUUCAAUCUAGCUGAAGACCCGAAUUUCUGGCAAUAAGUUCUGUGGGUGAAAAGUGAACAUAUGGUUAGCUGUACCAUUUUGAAAGCAAUGGAGCUUUGUAUUUACUUUAAAAAAGAGCACCACCUAUCUAAAUCUGGCACUGGGAGUCAGAUUUUUGUGACUCUGAAGUUUAAUGUUGGCCAUGAGACCAACUAGUGUUUCUGGAUUUUGGCAGCCUUUUGAUAAAACAGGUUAAUACUUGAAAACCUUAACCUAUUCAGUAGAGUUGUUUUGUUUUGUUUUUACUUGAAAGCGAGUAGCAGUUCAAAGUCUAAAUAAGCUGUUCAAAAAUAGUAAGAAUACAAGCCUGCCCACAGAGGACACCCUACAUGCAUGAAUAUACAGCAAUUGGGGUCAGUGGGAGGGAGAUCUGUAAACUUCUGUGUCCCCAUACAGCCCUUCUCUGCUUGCUGCAUGGUCUGGUGGAUCAAUAACUUAUAUCAAGGUGAGAGAGAGAGGAUUGGAUGAAGAUACUGAAGACAUGUACAGACCUCCCAUUCACCCUGAUGGAUUGCUGUGCUUCAUGUGCUUCCUUAGGGAAGGAAAAACAGGACUCUGAAAUCUUGGAAAUGCUGUAUGCAUAACUGACUGAUUUGUUCUGUAAGUUGUUGGCUAAAAAAAAUAAAUGGAACCGUGUUCUACUAUAUGACAGUUGAUGACUGACUACCGUUGUGUGGUGCCGAUAAUACUAUAAAAAUGUCAGUGAAGAACUGUGAGGAAAUGCAAGCUACCUACAGUUUGAACGUAGAUAGCUACUUAAAUAAGUUUUGUUCCUUAUGAAGCUUCAAAAUGGCUUGCUGUUUCUUUUGCAUUAGAAUUUCUGAACACUCCACAUCAGGUAAACAAAAUUCCAGAAAUCACUCCUUGGUAAUAGCACUCAUUUUUAAAAGCCCAAUUUUAGGGAGAAGUUGCUAAAUCGUAUAAUCGUAUAUUAUAUUGCUUAGCUUGCCUAAAUGCAUCUGGGUUGGAUGAGACUGGAAUAUUAAGGCAUAUAAAAUUCAAGAAGUUAAAGGAAUGAGGCAUAGAACAUUUUGAAAUAGAUUGAUGAAAAGCAGCAUUGUGGCACUGCUUCCUCCCCAGUGGAGAGUUGCUCCGUAAAUUUAAAUGUGAAUGUGGAAGAACUGGCUUGCUGGUGUUUGACAAGUUGCCUUACUGAAAUACUGAAUUGCUUGAGGAAAACUAAGAAUAAGGCAUUUUUCAAGGAUAAACCAUAGUUGACAGCACAUUUAACUGUAGAAGGUUAUCUCUUGCUGUAUCUUAAAAAACCUUAAUUAUUGCUGUUACAUUUUGGUUGAAGUAAUGGUCGCAUGGUACUCAAGACUGAAUUCCACACUGUGAGAAAAGGAGACACCUGUUGAUCCAGUGUACUCAAAUCAUUGCAAAUUUCCAUAUUCGGAAGAUGCUUGCAACAAUAAGUUCCUAAACUUGCAGCUACAAAUCUGCAGUAUAGAAGUGCUGUGGUGUUUAUAAACCUGUUGGCCUGUAGCUGUCCCACAUAAAUAUUGUAAUGAGUUUUUCACUCAUGAGAGAAGUAAGCAUGACAAGUCUGAACAGCUUCAGGUACAUUUUAAGAGAUGGAAUGGCAGACCUUCCUAGGAUCACAUUUAUGCCACCUUGGGUUCCAUGCAGGAAGAAAGGUGGAAUUUAUAUGUAAGAAAUAAAUUGUAUUGCAUAAAAAAAUAAAUUCCCAGAGAUAAUUGGUCAGUUACAGAUUGCUUUUUUAUAAGGUCUUCUUUUGAUAUGUGAGUCAAGAUAAUAUAAUGGGAUCUUCUUUUGCAGUAAUCAGUGUUACAUGUUAAUCAUCUCCUCUAUGCAUUGACAACACAUAACUUUGGUUCUCAAAAGGUUGCACAGGCUGCCCAUACACUUCUGGGCCAGAUUCAGAGUUCUUGCAUUAAUUUACAAGGCCCUAACAACUUGGGUCCAGGAUACCUCAAGGACUGUCUAAACCAGGCUUCCUCAAACUCGGCCCUCCAGAUGUUUUGAGACUACAGUUCCCAUCCCUGACCACUAGCUAGGGAUCAUGGGAGUUGCAGGCCAAAAACAUCUGGAGGGCCAAGUUUGAGGAAACCUGGCCUAAACCCUUACAUCCCUGCCCAAUCACUAAGGUCGAAGAACAGGCUGGUCCAACUUUUCAUACCAAGUGGACUGUAAGUGUACUUUGACGCUGUCUUGUGCUGCACACCAGGGGCGGAGAGGCCAAAAUUUGACACCCUGUCCACAUGCUGACUUUUCAAAGCCAGGAAAGUGAGGCACCGAGAUUGGAAGGAUAACUAGGCCUGACUUAACGAAAGGCAGCACAAGUGUUGCUGGGGCCUGGGGGAAUGCCAAAUGUUGUGAAGGGCUGCCCUCAGGCCACGUGUUGUACCAGCCAAACUUCAAGGGAGCCACUAUUAGUGGUCUCCCGGGGCUCAGAAACAUUGUACUCAUGAGAAUCUCUGUGUUCAGCAUUGUGGCCCAGUUUUGUGGAACUCCCUUCCGAUUGAGUUCAGUUGAAUUUCCAGUCCCUACCAAUACUUUUCAAAAAAAAUUCAAUAGGAGUUUCAAUUAAAGUUUGGUUUUGAUAUUUUAACUGUUUAAAAAUCUUUUUUUCCUAUUUUAUGUGCAUCCCUUUUAAAUGUUUGUAGUUAAACAGUAUAUAAAUUGUGUAAAGAAAUAAUUCAUAAAUGUUCAGAAGCAGCUUUUGAGCACCAGCUGUGUGGAAAAGGCAGUUACAAUGCCUGUGAAUAUUUAGAGGCAUCUAUCUGGCUGCUGUAGAAGCAUAUUGCUGGACUAAAUGGACUAAACCACCUGUCUCCUUGAUCCUUGCCCAUCCUGCCCAUCCUGGCUAAAAAAAGCAAGCCGGGAAGGGCUGGGCAAUGGGCUCUGCAGGGUGGUGAAUGCUUCCCUCUGUGAGGGAAACCAUCUUUAGACCCGGCCAGUAUGGCCAACUAUCGCCCAGUCUCAAAUCUUCCAUUCUUGGGCAAGGUGAUUGAGCGCGUGGUUGCUGAACAACUCCAGGCACGCCUGGAGGAUGCGGACCAUUUGGAUCCCUUCCAGUCGGGAUUCAGGCCUCACCAUGGGACUGAAACUGCCUUGGUCGCGCUGGUUGAUGAUCUCCGGCGAGCUAGGGACAAAGGUGAGAGUUGUUUCCAGGUUCUGCUGGAUCUCUCAGCGGCCUUUGAUACAAUCGACCAUAACAUCCUUCUGGACCAUCUAGAGGGGCUGGGAGCUGGGGGCACUGUUAUACAGUGGUUUCGCUCCUUCCUCCUGGGCCGUGUUCAGAAAGUGGUGGUGGGGGAUGAGUGUUCAGACCCCUGGGCCCUCACUUGUGGGGUGCCUCAGGGUUCCGUCCUCUCCCCAUGCUUUUUAACAUCUAUAUGAAGCCGCUGGGAGAGAUCAUCAGGGGUUUGGACUGGGUGUCCAUCAAUAUGCAGAUGAUACCCAGCUCUACCUCUCUUUCAAAUCAGAACCAGUGAAGGCGGUGAAGGUCCUGUGUGAGUGCCUGGAGGCGGUUGGAGGAUGGAUGGUGGCUAAUGGAUUGAAGUUGAAUCCUGACAAGACAGAAGUAUUGUUUUUGGGGGACAGGGGGGCGGGCUGGUGUGGAGGACUCCCUGGUCCUGAAUAGGGUAACUGUGCCCCUGAAGGACCAGGUGCGCAGCCUGGGAGUCAUUUUGGACUCACAGCUGUCCAUGGAGGCGCAGGUCAAUUCUGUAUCCAGGGCAGCUGUCUACCAACUCCACCUGGUACGCAGGCUGAGACCCUACCUGCCCGUGGACUGUCUCGCCAGAGUGGUGCAUGCUCUAGUUAUCUCCCGCUUGGACUACUGCAAUGCACUCUACGUGGGGCUACCUUUGAAGGUGACUCGGAAACUACAACUAAUCCAGAAUGCGGCAGCUAGACUGGUGACUGGGGGCGGCUGCCGAGACCACAUAACACCGGUCUUGAAAGACCUACAUUGGCUCCCAGUACGUUUCAGAGCACAAUUCAAGGUGCUGGUGUUGACCUUUAAAGCCCUAAAUGGCCUCGGCCCAGUAUACCUGAAGGAGCGUCUCCACCCCCAUCGUUCUGCCCAGACGCUGAGGUCCAGCGCCGAGGGCCUUCUGGCGGCUCUCUCAUUGCGAGAAGCAAAGCUACAGGGAACCAGGCAGAGGGCCUUCUCGGUAGUGGCGCCCGCCCUGUGGAACGCCCUCCCAUCAGAUGUCAAAGCGAUAAAUAACUACCUGACGUUUAGAAGACAUCUUAAGGCAGCCCUGUUCAGGGAAGUUUUUAAUCUGUGAUAUUUUACUGUAUUUUUGGUUUCUAUGGAAGCCGCCCAGAGUGGCUGGGGAAACCCAGCCAGAUGGGCGGGGUACAAAUAAUAAAUUAUUAUUAUUAUUAUUAUUAUUAUUAUUACUAAAUAGUCCUUUUAUCUGAUCCAUCAAUGCAUUGGUCUUUGAUUGAGUGGAUAUUUUCCCUCUUAUUGCAUUGCAGUUAUCUGUACUGCUGUUUUGCUAGUUUCGUUAUUGAUGGAUUUUGUAGUUUUACUUUAUGAUUUUAAUAUACCGGUAAUUUGUCCUUGUUAUAAUUGGGAUAGAUUUGUAGUGUGCCUUUGGACCAUUUGCUGGACAAAUAAACAUUAAAAAUUUUCAUGAUCAGCAGACUUUCUUGCACUUAGGCUGAACUUCAUUGGCUAAUUAUAAUCUUGUACAGAACUCCCUGAUGUCUACUAAUAAGUGGGCAACUGAGUAACUCCAAGUUACCCAAACUUAAAACUGCUUAGGCUUCUAAAUAAAUUUUGGGUAGGUGUAUACAGCUUUGUGUUUUGCCUUGUGAAAUAAACUCACUUGUGUGUUGGCUGCAAAUAAAAAUUUGAAAAUGUGUAUUAAAAGUUUGUUAACCUCAUUUAUACAAACAAAUCUUCCACUUGUUAAUGCAAUUAAAUGUGUUGGAAGUGAUUCUCAUUUCAUAUAAUACUUGUCAGCUUCCUAUCAUUUGUUACGCAAUUGAUUGUUAGAUAUAUUUAAUUCAUGUGGAAAGGUAGGCUAUUUCCAAAAUGAUCCACUCAGUACUCAAGUAAAAUAUGUUCCAGUAACUGAAAGUUCAAGUAAAUAAAAGGAUUAGAGCUUCCUGAAGUUUUCUUCCUGACAAUAGGGCGCUUAUUGUUUGAGACUUAGGAUGUUUUGAUCUGGUAAUGUUAUUACAAGGCAGCUUUUGACUUAGUGAUAGUAUGCUAGAGCUAAAGGGAAGAAUGUAUUUAGUACAGAAGACUUAAGUUUUCAUUACUUUAGGAAGCCCUUGCCCCUCAUGUCUUCUGUCAUAUGUGUCUGAUAUUGCCCAUCUUUUGCCCUUGAGGGAAUCAUCUUAGGGCUAACCCACACUUACCUUUCCUCUCCUCUUUCCAGGCAUGGUCUGUGCUUUAAAGCUCUGUUUCCAAAUGCCCCCCUUUUUUGCUCUGUGGCUUUCCCUGUGAAAACCUAUUCUUUAUAGCUCAGUCAGAGCCUUUGCAAACCUUACUAUCUUAGGGUCAAUUUAAACAUUUAUCAGAAUUGGGUGGUAAAACUUUUCCUGGAUUGUUAUUUUGCAGUUGAGGGCAACACAUGUUUGAAUGCCUUCCAUAUAAAGUACAUACAUCCACUCACCCAUCCACAAAAAACCUAGCAUUCUAAGGAAAGCUGUUCAACCCCAGCUAUCUCUAUGCUAACUUGCUUUGUGCAGGUAGGAGAACAUUAAAAUAUGCAGCCUGAAGUAAUACAGUAUUAAGAAAAGCAGUGCCUCCAAGUUUUGAUCCCAGCUGGUCCUGGGGUCUCUUAGCUACAGAUGCCAGUGAUAUAACCUGGGAUAUUGCUUAUACAUGCAAAGCAUUAACUGUAUGCUAUAAACUGCUAAGUUGUGGCUGUGCUACUUCAACCAAAUAGGUGACUCUAUAGAAGCUCCAUAUACUACUAGUACUAUAAGUUUCCAAAUUAUUGGUCAAAUUUAAUUGUUUCAGUGUUUGCAACAAAAAGACAAAUCUUUUGGUAUUGCCAAGAUUAUUUUGUGUUAUAACAGCAAAACUUCAAAGUGAGUCAAUACCUUCGAAGCAAGGCAGAACUACAUCAAAGAGGCAACCUACAACACAGCUAUGUCCUCCUUUUGCAAAAGAGAGCAACAGAUCCCUGGCUGGUUUGAGCCCACCAUUUAAAGGACAUUGAGCCUGUUAUUGCUGCAAAGCACCAGGCUCUUGUGAGCUACAAGGGUGUGUCCUACAAAAAGAGGCAAGGAGCAAUGUCCAGCAGAUUGCCAGACAAUAUGCCAGCAACUGUUGGCCAAAGCCCCUGGAUAGGACAGGAUCCCAACAGAAGUGCUGAAAGCCGGCUUCAGUUGCUUCCUCAUGAUACACCUCCACAGCCACCUCUUGCAGUGUUGAGAACAAGGAUCCGUGCCACAAGACAUGUGCGACUCCAGCAUUGUGACCCUCUAAAAGAACAAAUGUUACUUCCAUGACUCUAAGGACUACCAUGGAAUCUCCCUGUUGAGUACUGUGGGGAAAGCCUUUGCUUGUGUAGAUCUCAACAUAUUACAGUUACUCAUUGGCAGGGUCUUUCCCAAGUCAAUGUGUCUUUAGAGCUCAGAGGUCAACAUGAUUUUAACAUUGCAUCAGCUACAGGAGAAAUGCUAAGAGUAGAGAUGUCCCUUGUAUGUUGCCUUCAUAGACCUGAUGAAGGCCUUUGACCUCUUCAGCCACUGCUCAUCAAGACAUUCCUAGUAUGUUUGCACUCCUGUCUCAGCGACAUCUAGGCUGGCUUGGUCAUGUCAAUAGAAUAAAAGAUGGUAGGAUCCCCAGGGAUGUGCUCUACAGGCUUCAGGCAACAAGGCCUGUUACAAAAAUGUCUGCUCAUAAGACAUGAAGGCACAUGGCAACAUCAACCCUGCCAUGUGGGAAUCCCUUGCAGAUGACUGCAGUGCCUGGAGACAAUCAGAUUGUGUAUCCACAGCAGUGACUAGAGGAGGAAUGACCAUUGGGAGGAGCAUAGGAAGAAUAAACGCCAUGGUGCAUCUGCAGCAGCACAACUGGACACCUUCAUCUGCCCCCGCUGCAACAAAACAUGUCUCUCCCAUAUCAGUCUCUGCAGCCACAGCAGACGCUGUAACUCUCAAAUGGUUUUACUUCACCCUCAAAGGUGCACUCCUCCAUUGUCUCUGAGACACAAUGGUGAGAAGCGUGAAAGGGUUGCUGAAAGGAAAUUUGCACAUUUCAUACACAUUGCAUUUUGCAUACGUAAUCGUGCAGGUACAUACUUCAACUUAAUAUUCCUCAUGGCUUCUACCUCAUGUACACAUGAUGUGAGACUUCCAGUUUGAAACUUCUCAAAGUUAUUUCGAAGCAUUUUUUCAAAUAGAACAUCUUGAUGCCAGCAACUAUUUGGGGGUUUUCAGUCACUUUUAUUCCAAAAUCUAGAUACAACUACUAUUUAUACAUAACACAUUAGUCAAAAUAGUCAGCUAUUCAGUUUGAUAUUGUGGUAUUACAAAAUAAUUAAAUGUUUUUAACUAUAAGUGGAUUUUUAUACAGAAGGCCAGUUAUAAUAAAGCACCAAUUUCCAGAUCCAGGUAGACUUUCUAAAACAAAUUCAUUAUUAAUUGAUGGUUUUCUGCAUAGUGUAGCUUUUAUGCAUGUGAGACAGAAAUAUGUACGUACAUCUUCAGAUUUGUUUCCCCCCCUCCAGUGAGAAAUAAAAUAAACACUCUUUUCCUUGCUUAGGAUUCCUUUCCAUUUUAGUUCCAUCAGUAUUCAGUUAUGUGCACCUGAUAGUGUUUUCAUGACUCUCCAUUAAUCUAAAAGUAUUUAUAGCAUUAUUUGUAUCAUUUGUACAGGAAAAGAAUGCAGGUGGCUUUCUGGUCAAUUUUGUUGUGAGUGUAUGUUCCCUAAUUUUCUAGAGAACAUUUCAGUAUAGUGUAGUGUGUUCUUCCCCUUGGGGAAAUUGUGUGAUGAGUUAAACUUGGAUUUUUUCCAAUAGUUGCAGAUCUGUGUGUCAGACAGCAGCAACACAAUUCAUUGUUUGAUCAUUUUUGCUAAGUCUGCAAUGUUCAUUGGGGAGUUUCAAAUGCAGAAUCAACCUGGAUCAUUUUAUGUAUUUUGUACUUUAAAGGAUCUGCUAAUUACUUUAUUUGUCCCAGUGCUAUUUUAGUUAUUAGAAAAAUUAUAUUUCCGUGUAUUAAUAUUUUCAAGGCUCUAGUUUCAGCGUUUGUUCUUCCUUUUAAAUAUUGAUUUAUAAUGUCAAACUUUAUCCCCCCCCCCAUGUCUAGGUUGGGGUCGGGGAGAGAAAAUUGAGGUGCUGUGACUUGGACUAUAUUGAACAUUUCAACUUUGUAAUAAUCAAAUUAGAAUUAAAAUUUGAAGGUUUACAUUAAAAAUCUCAAACGUUCAGAGAGGAUGUGCAUUUAUGGUAGAGAUUUUCAUCUAUACAUAUGCCUAUCUCUUCCUAUACCUGGCUCCCUGUGAUACGAGUUUGUCAACGUGCUCUUAAAUUUGAAAAUAGGUUGCAAUGCAGCAUGGCUGACUGAUCAGGUGCAGAGAGUAAGAAAGGUUCUCUGAAUCAGGACAUACCAUAUUUUCCCAUGUAUAACCCCUACCCUCGUGUAUAAGACUCCCCCCUAUCUCCGUCCCUCUGGGGGGAGAUUGCUCACCCCCGCCUGACCAACGCUGCUAAACGAACAUGGUGCAGAAGCCGCCAAUCGUCUGCCCAAUCACCGCUACAGCAACCAAUCGACAGCAACACUUGCCGCAGCCACCAAUCAGCUACCCUAUCAUCGCUGACAAUCUCCUGCUCGUGGCACAAACCAAUCCCCUGUCCCCACUCUGCACUAUCCAUGUAUAAGACGAGUCCCAAUUUUAAAAGGUAUAUUAUCAUAAAAAAACCUCGUCUUAUAUACAGAAAAGUAUGGUAGAUCUGAAAGUAACAGACGUGGCUGUGAAGUAAGUAGCUUUGAGUUCAAUUUCACCCACACAUCCAACACUGGCUUAGAGGAGAUAACUCUAUAAUCUUGCUUAUGCAUACUUGCUAUUCCCACAAUAUGACAAGGGAGAGAGAUUUUGGGUUUACAGUUAAAAAUCAAUUCAAUGUGAACCAAUAGUUUUGGGCUGGGGAUCAAAAACCCUAUUUAUUUUUAGAUUACAUUAAUGAGAACAUGAUUUCUGACACCCGAAAAGUGUUAUUGCACCCUAGCUUGGUAAGAUCAUAUUGAGAGUAGAGCUCUUACGUAGGCACUAGAAAUGAGAAAAGUUUGAGAAAGUCAGAGAUGCAAAAGCAGUGGCUAUUUGUUUUCAGGUCAGGGGACACAUUGACCCAUGGUCAACCCUGGGGUGUGUGUGUGUGCUGAAGUGCAAAAUUAGGUGAGGCAAAAGUGUAAAAGUGGGUAUGGUGAGAACUGCAGUUCUCAAGUCUACUUUCUCAGAGGCUUUUCCAGCAAUGAUUCUACAUUAUAUUUGAAUCAUUUUUAUUAUUCAUUAUUAAUUUGGUAAAAAUAUUUUUAAAGAACUCAUUUACAGGGGGUCUUGGACUCACACCCUUUUGACAUCAUCCAUGGGUGAUAGAUUGAUGGAUUGUUUGAGUCUCAUAAACAGUGUCUAGCAAAAGAAGACCUGGCUUAUACAACAGUGCUUUUCUCAACUGCAUGUAAUGUAAUUGAAACUGACUUGGCAGGAAGUUGUGUUGAAGCUGACAAGCUUGAUUAUGGAACUUUAUUUUGUGUUUGGAUGGGUGGAAUCUAUUAACUGUGAGGCCAUUAUUGUAAGUUAAUAUUUGUUAGACAAAGGUAUUCCAAUUGGAAAGCAGGUAAAUUGUGUGUUUAACACCAACUUGGGGCUUCUGUGUCUGAAACUGGAAAAUAAUUGCAGCAUCUCAACAAGUUUUUAAGAUUAUCAACUGACAUUUGAUUCUUGCUAUCUGAUGUGUAAAACCUUACUAAAAUUUUAUGAUAUUUUAACUGAAAAGGUCAAAGCCUUUCUAGUACACUACUUGUGUGGUAAAGCAUUUAUUGUUUUCUACAGGAUAAUAUUUCCAUAAAGGCAGUAUUUAUGGGAAAUGUUUUAUAUCGUAAUGUUUCAGCUUUAAACAUUGGAAGGCUGAAUUGUUGUUCUAGGACCCGAAUAUGCGGAAAUUUAUUCAGAGUUGGAAUUUUCAUCAUCCUGUUCCUCCCUGGCUUACUCUAAUAAAGUAGUUUUGUCUUUUUUGCUUGUGAUUUUUCUGUUGAAGUUUCAUUCAGGAAGGCCGUCGUUUUGCCUUGCUAAAUCUAGACUUGUGAAUAAAAGAAAGGGUUAUGGUGGCAAAGCAAAUUGGAAUGCAGGUAAAGUUUCAAAACUAGAAUUUCUGUAUUGCAGAUAUUUCCUCAAAUUCCCAUUUGUUUUAGCUAUGCCCAUAAUUUGUUUCAUUCAGGAAGAUAUUUUGUCUUGCUGUGUUUAAGUUUUGUUUGGCUGAACAGGUUAAAGUUGUUGGUUGUAAUGCAGGUCUAGUUUUUUCCAUACUAGUUAUUACAUAUAAAUUAUUAUUUACACUGUUCUUCAAUGCAUGGUAUUAUAAACCAAUAACAAUAAAACAGUCUGAUUCUAAAACAGUAAGUUCCUCAAUAUGCAUAAUUAUAUUUCUUAUCCCAUGUCAAGACAUGGCAGGAGUCGGUAUGGUUGCACCUGCAGAGACCCAUGGCCUCAGAGAAGCCCUGCCACUGACCAAAGACAGUAGGUCAAUAUCACAAUUCUUGAUGAGUAAAAUGACAGGUGAAAGCAGAGCUAAUAAUAAUAAUGAUAAAUAAUUUAUUAUUAUUAUUACCCCAUCCCAGCCACUCUGGGUGGCUUCCAACCAAAUAUUAAUACAGCAUCAAACAUUAAAAACUUCUCUAAACAGGGCCACCUUCAGUUGUCUUUUAAAAGUAAAAUAGUUGCUUAUUGCAUCUAUUUUGCAAUAUACUAUUGCAAUAGUUGCUUAUUACCCAGAGAUUCAUGAUUUGAUACUAAUUCUAGGCCUCUUUCCAAUGAGAAAUGGAGGCAAAGCAACUAUGGAAUUAUGAGUGGCAGAGCUUUAGGAAAACUGGGAGUUGGGUCAAAUGUCUACCCUCCCUGGAGGUGACCUUUGGGGAAAGAGGUUCUCCUGUUGGAUAUGGGGUACCCCCAAUCCAGGUUUGCCAAGGGCAUCCCUUCCAAACAAAUAGGCCAAACAAUUAGAGAAGCACUAUCUUACCUAAAUUGAGUAUGUCAAUUUUUGCCUUCCCCCUCAGUUUGACCUGUGGCAUCCUUUGAAAGCAGCCCGAAAGGCAUUGCAAUAGGUGUUUCAAGAACACAGUAAGAUUCUUCAGUAUCAAACCAGUGGCCCAUUUAGUCCAAUAUCCUCUUCUCAUAGUGGACAACCAGAUGCCCAUGGGAAGCUCAAAACCAGGACCUGAGUGCAACGGCAUCCUCCCAACUUGCAAUUUCUAUAGGGGGCUGGUUUGAGGAAGUCUGCUUGACUGGGAAUUCUCCCUUCCUCCAAACACAAGCAGGGUACUCUUUAGGGCAAAAGGGUACUUGCAGGGGUUGGGUUGAAGUGGUUGUUCAAAGCAGGGCUUAGCCAGGGUUCUUGCUCUGGUUUUAAUCAGAACUGCAGAGAAUUAUUGAGCUUCUGAUACUUGCAUUUCCCUUUGAGGUGAGCAAAAUGAGCUCAAGAAGCUCAUUUUGGGGCCUUAGCCCGGUGGACCUUGCCAGUAUCUGUUUACAAAAACUUGUAUCUGGAUGGGCAGUUUUCAACAUUAUUUUUUCCAUUUAGCAGACACUGAGUAACUCUUGUUCUCUGUGUGAUGUACAGAAACUACUGAAAACAAUUUAAAGUUAGGAAAUCCAUAUAUAGUGGUGCCUCGCAAGACGAAAUUAAUUCGUUCCGCGAAUUAUUUCGUCUAGCGAAUUUUUCGUCUUGCGAAGCACGGUUUCCCAUAGGAAUGCAUUGAAAAUCAAUUAAUGCGUUUCUAUGGUCAAAAAAAGUCCAAACAAAGCCAAAUUUGGUACAACAAGAGUUUAUUAAGUGCUCUUUAAAGUCACACAUACUGUAAAGAGCAUUUCAAAAUUCAAAUCCAGAAUUUUUUUUAAAAAACAGCAGAGUGGCCCAAUGGUCACAGAAAAUCAUAAAAAUGCAGGAAAAAAACCACAAGCUUCCAGAUUCUUGCAAACCCCUCCCCAACUGUUCCCCCAGCCACCCAGCACACACAAAUUCAAAUCCAGAAUUUUUUUUAAAAAACAGCAGAGUGCCCCAAUGGUCACAAAAAAUCAUAAAAAUGCAGAAAAAAACACACAAGCUUCCAGAUUCUUGCAAACCCCUCCCCAACACCAAGUCCUUGAAUUCCAAACACCCCAACCCAAAAUCCAACCCCCCCCAAAAAAAGUUUUAAAAGCUUAAUUUACCAAAUGGCUGCAAAGAAGUUUUGGAAAGCUUCAAAAAUCACCAAAGUCUUUAAAAACCUCAAAAGGCUACUAUGUACACUGCGUUCUAUGAGUUGCUCCUCGAAGUCAAGUCGCAACUGUAUUAACGGUGUUAAGAAAAAGGAAACAAACUUGCAAGACGUUUUCGUCUUGCGAAGCAAGCCCAUAGGGAAAUUCGUCUUGCGAAGCAGCUCAAAAAAUGGAAAACCCUUUCGUCUAGCAAGUUUUCCGUCUUGCGAGGCAUUCGUCUUGCGGGGCACCACUGUAAAACAAACAUAAUUCAGUAAAGCAUUCAAGUUCUUUUUAACGAUAACACUUUGGCUGGUACUGCUUUUUAAGUCCCCUUUAGUAGGGCAACAUGACUAUCUGUGCCUUCCAAAAUCCCUACUUCUACAUAUCUGCUGUACAAGAACCCUAUUAUUGAAUAUAUCCCCUUGAAUAUAUAAAAAAUAUAUAUAAAGAAAGAGUGAGUGAGUGUUACACCUUUGAUUUUACUUUUUCAGUGUUUUUGUGUAGUGAGGAGUUGAUCCAUUGUUCUGGCUAACAGCUUAAGCAAUUAAUAAAAUACUGCUACCUCUUUAAAUGACCUCAAGCCUGAUUGAUGCAAAGUUUUAUGCUGGAAUAGUGCCAGAUCCACAAGUACAUGCUUCUGGUUCCAUUGCUUUCGCUGGAGGACCACGUGUCCUCAGUGGUGAGGACUGCUCAUCACAAGCUUCAACUAGUACACCAGUGAUGCCUGUUUCUGGAUAGGAUUAGCUUAGCCAACUAGAACCAAUACAUUAGUAACCUUAAGACUCCGCCAGUUUGUGUGGCUACCCUUAAGGCUGGUUUGGAAGUUGCAGCUGACCCAGAAUGAAGUGGCUUGGUUGCUGAGUGAGGGGCCUUUCCCAGCAUGUAUAACGCAUGUGCUGAAAGAGCUGCACUGCUUGCUGGUUUGUUAGCAAGCAGGGUUAAAGGUUAUUUCAUUAACAUAUAAGGCCCCAAAUAGCUCAAUAUAAGAUUACCUGAAAGAACAUCUCUCCCCGCUUCCGCCACCCUAUAGACUCAUUAUAUCUCUACUGUGGCUGAAGGAGACCCUCUUGUUUGUGUUGCAACCUGCAGAGUUCCGUUUUGAGGCAACAUGGAUAUGGGCCUUUAUCUGUGGUUGCACCUGUGCUGUGGAAUGAACUUCUCUCUGCAGUAUGGCAGGCAGAAACAAUGAUCUAUGUCCAUUGCUUAUUUUUCCUCUUCGCCCAGUGCUUUCGCUCACCAUUGAUGCCAGUUUUUAAUGACUAUAGUACUGUAAUGACGGUCUUCUAUUUUUUUAUGGAUAUGUUUUUUUUCUUUGUUGCAUUCUUCUACUGUUGAAUGCUGUUUUGGGAUUCUUAAAAAUGAUAGAAAUGUUUUUAUUAAAUAAUACAUCUGAUAUCUCCAAUGACUCCUGCGCUGCCUUUCCAAAGAACUGUAGAAUUGUACCCCAAAUGAUUCUUUACGCUCUGUUUGAAAUGCAACACUUGUUCUUACACAUUUCAAGCAGGAACUAGUUUAUGAAGGCAAAAUAGAUCUGGUCCACAUGACUAAACUUUCAUGAUAUCAGAGGUAAAACAUAUUUGCAGUGCUUCAUGUAGAUUUUUAUAGUUAAAUAUUUUUUUCUUUCCUUUUCAGAAAAACAAGAUUGUCUGCAUCAUGUUGUUCAUGAACGUUUGGGCGAACUCCUGCGUGUGCUAAAGGCAAUCAUUAGCAAGCACCAAUGUCUUAAUUCAGUUGAUAUUCUAAGUGCUGCAGGAACAGUCAUCGCAAAAGUGAAAGGUAAGGAAAAGGAGAACUUUUGCAACUUGAUAUAGUAAGUAAAGUUGCCUUGUGAUGUAAUACAGAUGUUGCUGUUAGCACUUCUCCUGUAUUUACUUCCAGAGACACUCAACCAUAUAAUUUGCUAGAGGAGGGAAAUCCCAAACCAAUCCCUCAGACAUGUGGGGGAUUCCUAAAUGAGGAACAGAGCUAUUCCUCUCUUGCUAGCACACAGCAGGUGCAUGCUAGACUGCAAAGUUUGUAGGCUUACAAAGUUAGAUUAACACUGUUUUAAACAGCUCUGUACUACAACAGAACUGCGGGACUUAGCUUGUUUAUAGCUAUUCUGGAGGGAUCUUUGUUUAAUGUUUCAGCUUAUCCAAGUCUUUACUCAGACCAAUACACUCAAAUUGCCCAGUGAGAAAAAGGUCGUUUACUGCUAUAAAUUAAAAGUACCAGUCUGUUUGUGUUGCAUGUUUUCAUUUAAGGCAGUGAGAUUUAUGUCUGUACAGGUAGCGACCAUUGAACACGCGUCCAGUUGGCGCAUGAUUGCUAACACGUGGGUUAUUUUGUACUCAUAAGAGGGCAGAAUGGGGGCAGGGCAGGGUGUAAUGGGGUGGGGAACACUCCGCUGACACACACAGUAGCUGGGAACAGAAUGCCUGUGCGGUAUGGUCGCCACCUGUAUUUGAAAUAUGUGAUAUGCUGGUAAAUUGUAUGCAUAUUGUUGUGUAGGAUUGAAGCUAGAUGUACAGGGUUUAUCAGCUUAUUUGGAGGAACUGUUGUUGCAUAACUUUGGGUUCAAGACGGGAAAGAGAAACCACAAGUGUAAGAACAACUAUGUUGUGAAACUGUUGUGAAACUGUGAGACUACUAUUAUUAACAAAUAGCAACUCUCAGGAGCUUUGCUGAUCAUCAGCCAGUUCUCGAUAGUGCCAUUUAAUAAGCAUGCAAUUUAAUAACCAUUUAAUAACCUAGUUAUUAAAUAGUGCCAUUUAAUAACCUAGCCUCUGCAAGCUACUCAGGCUUGGUUUUCCCCUUUAGCUGGUCCUGGAGAAAUUGAGACAGCUCUUUCCUUUUCUUGGAUCUAGACCAUGGUUUCCCAAACUUGGAUCUCCAGCUGUUGUUGGACUACAACUCUGAACAUGCCUAGUUAGCAGGGCCAGUGGUCAGGGAGGAUAGGAAUUGUUGUCCAAAAACAGCUGGAGACCCAACCCAACCCUAGACUAAGAGUAGGGAACCUUACAGUUUCAAAGCCACAUUUUCUAAUGGCUAACCUUCAAGCUAGGGGCACAUGCCAACAGUGGGUACAGUCAAAACAAAAGUGGUAGAACCUAUGUAGACAGGGCAGACUUGACAGAGUACAUAUGUUGUCAUAUGUACAUGGAGCACAUAGAAUCACAGUUGAAAAGGACCCCAAGGGUCAUCCUGUCCAAUCCCCUGCAAUGCACAUCCAUGUACACGCAUGCAAUAUGUUGCUUCCCCUCCCAUAGCAAUUACAUUUCACUUUUUAAACACAUUAUUCAAAUCCAGUUGUCAGUGGGGGAUUUUUUAAAAUGAAGAUUGCAGCUGGGAAGGGUUCUGUUGUUGGGUUCUGUUGGCUUUUUUCAAGCCAAAUUGCUUGGGAGCAAGGGAAUGCUAUGGGCCAUAUGGGGAGCCCUCAUGGGCCACUGGGUCUUAGCUCCUGGUCUAAAAGCUACUAUCAUUGCAGCCAAAAUAGCAUGCCUGCUUCAGAAUAUCCAGGGAGCUCCAUCAGUAUUGGGUCUCCAUCAUGCCAUCAGAACUACGAAACAACACAGGAUUUGUGUAGAUCAGCAGUGCAUGGCAGUAGUCCAAGUGGGGGCAUGUACCACUCUGGUGAGACAGUGCACACGCACACACUGUUCCCUGUGCCUGGCAUACGUUUAUGCCACCCAGGGAUCGUCUGCAAGGGAUACCUGGUCAGUCUGUGGUCUUUGGACCCACAUACAGCACUGUGCCAAAAUCAUGUCAUUGGAGGAAGCCCAACAGGAGGAGAAAAAUAGGAAUGGAAACUGAAAUGGAGUGAUAGACUGAGGGGGGGGAGCUUUCUUCAAGUUCAGUUGAAGACCACUAGCAAGAGCAAUCUCCCCUUCCUCCAGCUGUAUCAGGUGGAGAGAAAGAAGGUGGAGAGAAGAGACGACAUCAUCUGCCACUGACUUAACAUAAGUAGAAUUUCCAUACAUUUUGAAGUCAAGAAAGUACUUUUUUGGGGGGGGGUGGAAACUUAGGGGGAAAUUUAAAUAUAUGCAAUAGGUAAAGGGACCCCUGACCAUUGGGUCCAGUCGUGGCCGACUCUGGGGUUGCAGUACUCAUCUCGCUUUAUUGGCCAAGGAAGCCGGCGUACAGCUUCUGGGUCACGUGGCCAGCAUGACUUAGCCGCUUCUAGCGAACCAGAGCAGCACAUGGAAACACUGUUUACCUUCCCGCCGGAGUGGUACCUAUUUAUAUACUUGCACUUUGAGGUGCUUUCAUACUGCUAGGUUGGCAGGAGCAGGGACUGAGCAACGGGAGCUCACCCCGUCGUGGGGAUUCGAACCGCCGAUCUUCUGAUCGGCAAGUCCUAGGCUCUGUGGUUUAACCCACAGCGCCCCCCGUGUCCCUCAAUAUAUGCAAUAGUCCUGCAUAGAGAAUUUAAAAAUAACAGUUAAUCUGUGACAUAACCUGCCCACCUUUCCUGCUGCAGACGUCAUUUGACCAACUCUCAAGCUUGUGUUUUGUUCUGUAGGUGCUGAGCAACAGAGUAGGAAGGCAGGAGUUACAUAUCUUCAAGCCUUUAUUAUGAGGGUUGGGGGUGGACUUUCUGCCAAACCUUUGCCUAGCUCUAGAAAGUUCAGAUGUUACUCUGUUUAGGAAUAUAACCAUAGAAGGGUCAGCUGGUAGAGCACCAGCUUUGCAUGUAGAAAGGUCCAUGUUCAGUCCCUGAUAUCUCCAGGUAAGUCUGGAGACAUCCCUUGUUUGAAACCACAGAGAGCUGUCAGUGUGGACAGUAUUGAGCUAGUUAGGGUGGCUGCAUGUCCUCUUUUUCCAGGAUGCGUCCUCUUUUUCAGGAUUAAAAUUUCUGUCUGGACGGAUUUUUAAAAUUUGGCAAAAUGUCCAGGUUUUUGGAGGGGUUGUUGUUUUUUAUAUUUGUUUAUAGCAAUCUGAUUUUAAAAAAUAAAAACAAUCUUAAAAGCCCCACGUGUCACGCUCCCACUCUGCCGUUUUUCAUGUAUGGAAUGGGAGCACUCUGCAGUGUGCCCGUGUCCUCUUCCCCGGGGCAAUGAAGAGCGGCGGCUGUAGGCCAGUGUUAUGGUCACAUGGGUAUUUGUAGUUGCGGUGCCUGCUUCUCUACUCCGGUGGGCUAUUUAGAGUUAAAAACAUUGCUACUAGCAGUAUAUCACAGCUUCUAUAGCCUACAUAUAUAGUAGGGAUAUUUAAAAUGAGAGUUGUCUUAGAGAUCCAUAGUUAAAAGUAGAAGUCAGCAAAUGUCUCCUCUUUUUUUUUUUUUUAAAUGAUAUUUAUUGGGGGGAAUUUUUUUUUUUUAAAGUUACAAAAGAAAAACAAAGUAGAAAAAGAAAAACAAGCCACUUCCUACCAUACAUAUACAAAUUCAAAAUAACAAAAAAAAAAAAAAUACACCACAAACAUUUAAAAACAUUUAAAAACAAAUCCAUUAUUUUCAACUCCUCAACUAUCAUUACCCUCUUUCCUUGACCUCCUCCUCCUCCCCUUCCUUGUAUCCUGGUUGUUAAUUGUCACAGCAAAUCCUUUCCAUAUUUCAUAAUAUUCUGUCAUUACAUUACCUUAAACUAUUUUAAUCUUAUCUUACUAUAAAAAACCUUGAAACUUAAAACUUAAAUCUUAUUUUACCAACUUCUCAUAACCAUAAUAUUCUUGCAUAAUUCUUUAAACAUUUUUACUAAAGCCAAGUAAUUUCAUUCCAACAUUUUUCUAACAUUCAUCAAUUUUGUAAAACAGUCCUAGUAGUGAAAAAGAGAAAUAAAAACAAAUCCAAUCUUCAUCCAGCGUCCCUUCCUCCUGGUCCCGGGUUUUGUCAGUCCUUGUUAUCCCAUCGAUCUGGCACAUUAACCUGGUAUCCUAAUAUCCGAGGCCCUUAAGUCUCUUCCAUGUCCCUUCCGCAGCUCUUCUUCAUAUUUGUAACUGUAUUUUCCCUUGUCUCCUGCUCGUUUCACUCGUGGGAACUCCAGCUUAGCAAUAUUUUUGACCCUUCUCGACAGAUCAGCCCCUUUUCCAUAAUCGACACUAAAUUCCAUGUGGUAUUUAAAAACAUGUUUCAAAAUCCCUCCAAAAUUGAGAGCCCCCACAACCCCAAACAUCUCACGGCCCAUUGCCAGACUUGAAAAGUCCAAACAUCCCUGCAUAGGAGGGUCUAUCCAACCCCCCAUUUCCAAACUAAACCAAACUUUUUCUUUCCAAAUCUGGCUUUUUCCAAGUUCAUUUGUCAAAUCCGAAAGUUCAUAUUCCUGUUGGGCCUGUUCUGUCAGGGCACACUCCUGAUUUAAUUCCUGGGUGGGCUCCACAUAUUUUCCCACUGCCUGUUCAAAAUUUCCCACUGCCUGUUCAAAAUUUCUAAUCGAAUCAGCCAUCAAAUUCGUCUUCUCAUGUAGCUGUUCCAGUAGGGCAUUUGUUUUAUAGAAAGCACACAACAGAGCUUCUGAAUACAUUGUCCUGAAGGUCAGAUGUCUAUUCCCACAACUGUAAUCUGUAACAGCUGCCAGCUCCCAGGAGUUGGUUACAGUUUCACAGUCUCCCUCUAGGGGGAAAACUUCUAUUUAAUCUUUCUUUUAAAGACAAGUCUAGCAACAGAGUUUCCUUUUUUCAGAUAUUUUGUCAAUAUUUGUUCCUUUAAGGUGCGAAAGGAAACAAUGAAAUCGCUGUGUUUCUGUUCUUUUAGCUAUCUGUCAAAAGCGUUUGUCUCUGGUCAAUGAGCUUCAAACGUCAGUCCUGACACCCCGCUCCAGGGUCAGGACGAUGGAAAGUUACUUUACUUUAAACUCACUUCUGCAGGUUUAAACAGUCCAGAAAAGAUCCCCUUCUUCUCCUGCUGCCGAAGGGGUUCAACAAUUUUAAAUGAUGAAAGCCAAUCCUUUAAAAGCGAUUUUCUGAGCUCUAGUUUACGUUGUCUUUGCUUUAUUCUGUCUACAAAGAAACGGAAGGCUGACUUCCUGUUUAGACCUUCCCGUUUCAGUACCAAAUUGAAGUAAAUUUUUAAAUCCAAUUCCUUUCUGCUCGCAAAUCCUUAUUUAAAGUCCAAUUUGUUCAAAGUUUAAGUGCUCACGGGUGCUUAUUUUAGAAGCCAAAUUGUCCCAGGAAAAAGGCAGCGCUCUCCGGCAACGGCUAUGCGGCUUCGCUCCACGGAAAUAGCAGUUGACUCACAGCACCGCGCCGCUUCCCCCUCUUCGCUUCGGAGCCCGUUAGUGGGUUCCUUAGCGGGUUGGGGGGGCGCUAAGGGUGCCCGCCGAGUCCCAUGGUCACAGGCUUCAUCCGCCUGUGAUUUUUAAAAGGGUCCCUGCUUCGCCGCAGCGGAAAAGACCCGUUUCGCGCGGAGCUAGUCCCUCCAGUUCAGAGGGAGUCCCCCAUUGCCGAUGGCGCCACCCCGGAAGUCCAAAUGUCUCCUCUUUUUUGCUCUUCAAAAAAUGGCAACCCUAGUUAGGUUGACCAAUGGUCUGAUUCAGUAAAAGGCAGCAUCCUUUGUUGUUUAGCUGACCAGAUGAAGAGCCAUGACAGUUGUUAUUUAUUAAAUUUUUAUACCACCCUUCAUCUGAGGAUCAUAGAGCUGUUUACAAUAUAAAAACACAAAGUUACUGUUCCCUUCAGUUACACAUAAUCAACCAGUUCUGUUCAUUUGUAGCAGAUUUGUUGAAGGAUACAGUCUACAUUCUGGAUCUAUAUUCCUAAAGGAGUUUUAAAAUUAGUCACACUGAAGUCAGGGUCUGCCUUCAAGCAUGCAAGGUAGACUUCCUUUGUGUUAGUUACGUGUGAUAAAACUCCUAUUGUUACUACUUAAAUUAUCCAUAUAAAAUUCAUCUUUUGUUGGGGCCCAGCAUUAACACGUUUGAAAUGCCAUUUGCAUUUAUAAAUUGUUCUCGUAAAAUAAUAAGCAUAAUGUACCUAUAAAAAACUGAUACAUCUCCUGUAAGUGUGUUUGUACUUUCAUUUGGUUACCUAAGUGAGUGUUGUGGUUACUGUGUUAAAACAGAGAGGCCUGGGAGAGUUAUGAUAGUGAUUAUAAACUAAAUUGCAAUUCCCGAGAGCAUUUAUUUUGCAAUAACAUGAGGAGAUAAAUUUUUCAGGAGACUGGCAUGAGGUCCAAAGCUUAAAAUCACAAGGCAAAACUUAAGUGAAAAGUCUUGUACGAGGCCUUGGAGACAUGAUAUGAAGCUUGUGGUUUGUUCCAAAAUUAGCAAUUCCACUGCCCUGCCACACCCUUUCAUUACUCUCCACUUGUAUCUUUUUUUUCUUCGAACAUCCUGUUACUUUUUAAAAAACAACAACCCCCAAUCAUAUGUAAUUAGGGGAAAUGUAAAGACUUUUAACAUCUUGGAUUCCAAAAUUUUGAAGCUUUUAAGAAACUUCAAACAUGUCAGCUAAAGAAAUGUGAAUUUGCUUUACUAACAAACACUUGUUAAAUAACAAUUGCAAAGUGCAGUAAUCUCAAGUUUCUGGUGUCUUUGCCCUGGAAAAAAAGGGCAAUCUGGUAGUAUUCUACAGCGCAUACAUUUAAAUCAGUGAAUAUUUAGAAAAAUAUACAGUUAGAAAAUUUAUUACGUCGAUUUCAAGUAUCCCUUUGAUAUGCCAGGUUGUUAUAUAAGUCCUUGAAUAGUGGUUUUGUUUUCUUUAAAUGGUGGUUGGUGGCAUAUGUUUACAUUAAUCCUUCCCAUUUCUGUAAAGUUGUGUGCUCACUUGAAAAUGUAGAGGCAAAGAUAGUUGCCAUUUCCAGACAUAGAAACAGUACUACUGCUCAUUGUUGUCCGUGCUAUUGUGUGCAGCCAGGAUGUCCUGGGGAAAGACUCUGUUCAAAGCUGAUGUUAAGUAAUAUCAGUGUGCUAGUAAUGGCUGAAAGGAAGGCUAUAGGAAUCUUUGGAGGGAAGUGUUUCAGGAAGAAGGUAGGAAUCUUGCACUUUAUAUCUUACAUUUGUCUGCUUGCCUGUUUAUAGAAAACAUAAAUGUGCAAUCUUUGUCUUGUUUGGAAUUUCAGAUUAUGAACAUAGGGCUGCAAUCCUAAAUAAACCUAAUAGAACUAAGUUACUGAAUUCACUGCUACUGACUUCCAAAAAUGAUUUGUGUUGUAAAUGGAGCAAUGAAGAAUUGCUUCCAGAACAGGAAAGUGUGUGCGUUUCUUCUGGCAACAUAUAUUUAGAGAAAAAUAGUUAAACAACUUGCAUUGUAUAUUAUACUUUGCAUUUUCUUGCUUUCUUUCCUGGCCUUCUAAUUUCCACAGUUAACCAUUUGUCUGAAGUUUGGAAAUUGAUUUCCUGACAGAAUUUUUCUCCAAAUGCCUAAUGUAAAUUUAAAUCUUGAUUUAUAUUUGUGUUAGGAGUAUUGUAAUGUGCAGUUAUAUAUAUGUUUUUCUCGAGGAGAAGGCUUAUUGCUUGAAUAUUAUACAAGGGAAGCAUGCGAUUUUAACAAAACUGAAAGUAGUUGAUGAUACCUGGCAUGUUGAAAGUUUUACAUUUUUCUUACUGAAAAUAAUGAUCAGUGCAAUAGAGGAUUGCUUAGUUCAAGACUCAUUUGUUAAAAUGCUUAUGAUGAAUACAAGCAUACAUUCUAAACUUUAGCGGAAGUGAAUUGGGCGCAUAUUCAAUGAAUGCAGAGGCAUUGUUUUCAGGACUUAGAAUGUAUGAUGAAACCUCUUCCACCACACCUAGAAUAUCUGUCUGUCUAACUGUUAAAAUCCAUGUAGUCUAAGUAGCUCAUUAGCGUAUCAUAGUAUUGUAUAAUUACUAGAGAGUUAAUUUGUAUCAAUUUACUGGAAAAACUCUUCCUUUCACAGAGGAAGUCUAAUGGAAUAUCCGGCUUAGUAUAUUUGUUAUCUUUUUGUGUUUAUACACCUGGCAGGAAACUUUAGUUUUUUUGCACAAUUGAUGAUGUAAGCUACAUGAUCUUGUUCCAAAUAAAAUUCUUUCUAACAAGUUUCCUAUUUCUAACUUCUAAUUAAACAUCCAAUCGUUUUUCUUCUAUACUUCAUUUUAAAAAUUGAACUGAAUAUUAGGAUUUGAUUCCUAUUGGUUCAUUUUACUGUGAUCGGUAAGAGGUUCGGCAAAGCAGAAGUGGGAGAAAGUACAUGGAGAUCUACUGGUAGAUAGUUUGAGAUAGAUCAGUAAGGAUUCCAAUUCCCAUUUAGCACUAGCAUAAAAAUAACAUUCUCCCUUCUAAAUUAGGCUUCUGAAAUGAAGAAAUAUUGCUGGGGGAGAAUCAGGAGCGAACUCUUGUGUAAAAGGAUUGUGAACUUUGUUAUGGUAUUGAAAUCAAAUUCCUGAGCAGAGCAUGUGCUUAGAGCAACCCUGUUCCUUAAUUCUAAGUGUUUGCUGCCCACCCCUAGCCCCCACUGUUUUGCAAACAAACUGUUUUCAAGCAGCUAUCUGUGAAAAAUGGAAACUGUUUUGAGGAGUGCCAUAUGUGCCAAUCUUCCUAGGUAUCAACAUUUUAGUAGUAAUGAAUCUCAGGGCUAAACCAGGUAAGAUGAUGGGACUGGGACUGCAUCUCUAGUAUCCUUAAAAUUUUGGUCAAUAGCAAAUGAUUGGGAUGUAAACUGAACACACCAAAGCUGCUGUUUACCCUGCUUUGAGUGACACUGACUGUGCCUCUACAUUUUCCACAAUAGAGCAAAUAGCAGCUUGAGAAAGAGAGAUUACAGAUGGAAAAAAUGAAUUUGGUCCACAUUUUUAAUGAGCCACCCUAAUUGCCAGUCCCAGACUUUUUUUUGUAGGUCAGAGUGUGGUUAUCAGUCAGAUUAUGCACUUCUCUGAAUUUUCCCAUGCAGUUUUGCUUCAAAACAUAUGCACAAAAGCAUAUUUUUGGGAAAAUGUGUAUUUUAGGGGUAUGUGAAUUGAAAACAUGCAAAACUACAUAUUUUAGGGAAAUAAUGUAGACAAAAUGCAUAGUUUAGGGAAAAUGAUACAGUUUAAAUGCAUUUAAUGCAUUAAAAGCCUGCAAGAAUUGAUUAAGUGCAUAGGAAAGAAGGAAUAGAAAAAUAGAAGGAAUAGAGGAAUAGGAUGAAUAGAAAUAAAUCCAUUUAUGCCUAGGAAAGAGGUUGUAUGAUUUCUAUUGGGUAAAUAGCACAAGGGGAAAGGAUUGAUCCUGCUCCCUCUGCGAUGCAGUACCAAUCCAGAUGAGCCAUUCUUCCCAUCCUACUCUGUAAUUCCUGCAAAGAAAAAGAUUUCCAUAAUCUUGUCUAGUGUAGCCCUAACUAGUCUGAUCUAUUAUGGGGUAUUAUGCCUUUAUGUAGAUUAUAUUUUGUUUUCCUAUCUCUGAAAAACAGUUACCACAUCUAAGUCUUUUGCUAAGGGAACUUGUUAUACUUCCCUUCUUGUCAUGCAAUUUAGAGAAUUCUCAGGUCCUUAAGCAGCUUUUGUAAGCGCAGAAACUUAACAUUGUUUUACAUUGUCAGUUUUCACACGUAGUCAUUUUAACAUGGCAUUCCUGAAGAGGGUCUCAUGGUAGGUAAAUGUAGUUUAAAAUUGUAGAAAGCAGGCUUCAGAGAUACUGAGAUAGAAUUUAUAAGAUCAGUAUACUGCAUUUAAUGAAUAUUUGGGUACCUAGAUGCUACUGUCAAAUUUAUAGAUGUUCUAUGUUCCCCAUAAUUAUUACUUCAACAGGUUAUAUAGAUAGUCCUGUGGUUUGACUUGGAAGCAGUUUCAUGGCCUGUGAAAGUAAAAUCUGAUUAAUGUACUCUUCUUUGUUUUCUUCCUUAGCUGUAAACUUCAAGGAAGUUAAUGAAGAAAACAAGCGAGAAGUCCUAAGUGAGAUAUUCUCUUCUAUUGACACACUGGCAUUCACAUUUGGCAACAUGUAAGUAAAAAAUAACUGUUUGGUUUGUUUCCUGAAGCACCUUAGUUUCACCUUUUUUGAACUCUGCUGCAAUGUGACACUUUUGUCUAUUUGUUGAUCUAUACUUUACUGGUCCCCCUGCCAAUACUGUUUUGGACUACGUAGAUGCUGCUCUUACAAUAUGAGCAAGAAUGGGUAUUUGUAAAGUACUCCAGCUGAGAAACUUAAUUUCAUUGUGUUCUGGUCCAUUCCUUUCUUGUGACUGCUUCUUCAUAAUCAUUUCCCACAGUAGCUCUGCCUAUUCGCUCCAGUAAUUGCAAAGGUACCUUAAGGGGAAAUUAAGAAACUAUGGUUGUGUUUGGACAUCUUACUGAACAAUGAUUUAAAAUGAAUUUGUUGUUGUUGUAGAAACAUGCUAAUGCAAGAUAUUGAAGAGCAUAGUCUCACACACACACUUGCGCGCUUCUCCUGCCCUCCUAUUGUACAAGAGGUUUACUUGGAUUAGUUUCAAGCAGACCAAUUUCAAACUAUGACCUCUGAACCUGGUUUAUUCAACCAUAGUUAAUGUUAAUCACAGUUCUGGGUUCUGAUGGCACUAGACAGUGUCAUAUAAAGCUGAUGCUUCAAGACUCCUCCCAGCUGCCUAACAUGAUGAGAGGGGAAGCAUAUGAGCCUGGGAGGUAGCCAGGCUCGCUCAUAUCUCACUGAGCCAUAGUUUAACAUGACAGCUGAAUGCUUUCCAUGUCUACCCAAUGGCUGGGAAAAUAUACUCUUGCUUUCUCAGUUUGGUUGACUCUAAUUUCAGUGAACCAAAUCUUGAACUACCAGUGUUCAAAAUAAUUUGUAGUAAAAUAGUUCCACAUCUAGGUUUUGUAUCUAUUUUUUACUUACCUUUUACAGGCGGAGGACACCUUAAAUAAACACUGAACAUUCCCAUGUGGUUGUCUGUUCUGAGUAUUAGGUAGACAUUUUGUUCUUGUAUAGCAGGGCAAAGCAUGAGUGAAUUUUCUUCUGGUUCUCAUGGCAGAGUUUCAGACUUCCUUAUGGGAGAUGUGGAUAAUAGCUCAACAUUGGGCCUUCCCGUAUCUCGACAAAGUCAGGUAGGGUGAAUAUUUUUUUUAAGUUGUUAAAAUACAUUUUGCCUUUAGUAAUAUUAUAGAAGAGAGCAUUAUUUUUUUGACUAUCCAGCAGGAUCAGUUUAAAAUGGUUUUGUUGUUGUUGUUGUUGUUGUUGUUAAAAUACGCUAAUGACCAUCUAAAACUGAUGUUUUCUAAGAACAAAUAAGCAGUUCCUAGAUGUAAAUAUAUAUAAGGCCUAAUUUAUAGCAGCUUCUCUUUAGAGGUUCUUUACUGUGUUUACACAAAAGUAGUUAAGGUGCUUGGGCCAAGCAGACCUGAAGUAGGAAGCUGCAAAUUAAUUGCUGUGUCAAAUUGUAUUAGAUGAAAAAGUAACUUUCAAGCCCUGUUUGUGCUUCAGCUGCUUUAAUGGUACUUGGUAAAUUAAAUCAAUGCUUAAUCCAGGUAAGAUGAAGAUAUUGUGGUUGGGGAAACAGAUUCCUCCAGAUAGAGAUAUGCAACUAGUCCUAAGUGGGGUUGUGUACCCCCUGAAGAGCUGGCAGUUUGGUAGUGAACAUGGAUGAUGCUAACUGGGGGUGCUGAGGUGAAAGCAGUGGCCAGGAGUGCUUUUUACCAGCUUUGCCUGGCUCGCUGGCUGAGACCCUAUCUGGAGAGAAUGGAUCUUACUUCAGUUAUCCACGCACACUAGUGACAUCCAGGCUAGACUAUUAUAAUGCACUCUAUGUGGGGCUGCCUUUAAUGAUAGUUCUGAAGCUUUGACUGGUACAAAAUAUGGCUACCCAACUGCUGGGUGGCCAGGUAGCUAAAGCAUAUUACAGCUGUGUUGUACCACUUGCACUAGUUACCAGAGUUAACUAAUUUACUAGGCCUAAUUUAAAAUGUUGCUCAUUUAUUGCAUUGUCCUAUUGAUAUUGCUUGAAAACUUUGGUUGCAGCAAGCCAACUGAUGGGGGGGGGAGAGACAAAACAAAACUGGAAGUCCCAAGGAACAUUAGAGGAAUGGUAUAAGCAAUGUGGUCUCUGUCAUUGGCAGAAAAUCUUACUAAACCAGCAUUAAUAGGGUGGUGCAGGCAGUUCUGCCACAUAGGGUGCUGAGCCGAGAGAGUGCAAAAUUGAGAAGAUCCAUUUGGGGGUUCCAAUUUUUGGCCUUGCACAGGGCACCAUAUUACGAAAGAUUACUGAAGUCCGCCCUUGAUGGCUACCCUUGUGUGCUUAUGAGGCAGCCAUCUUUUUUCUUUAUCAUGUUCCUAGUAGGCUACUUUUUUAAGAGUUGAUGGUAAUAUUGGAGGCAUUGCCUCUCAUUCAUUUCUUUUGUCCCACUGCAAUCUUUUUUUGUCCCACUGCAAUCUUUCAUCAAACAAAUUUUGCAAUUGCCUCUCAUUCAUUUCUUUUGUCCCACUGCAAUCUUUUUUUGUCCCACUGCAAUCUUUCAUCAAAUAAAUUUUGCAAUUUUAUGUUGGCUCUUUUUGAAGCACCCCAAAGAGAAUGGGCUAAAAAUACAGUGUGCAGCAAUGCUUCCAUCAUAUCACCUUCAGCUGUCUGAAAAUAUCACCUGUCGCCAGCCAGUUUUCCAGUGUGUUGGUAAAAGAGAAGCUAAUCUUUUUACCUUCUGUCACAUUGAGAGCUUCCUUGAUUGACUGAAAGGGAUGUGUAAUUGAAGUUAAGCAUUUCUAAUAUGCUUAACUUGCAAGCAAUUGGCACAUUGUAUGCAAACCGGAUUUUGUUUCCACUGAUGCAUGUUCAUGCUUCAUUCAUUGCACCCAGUCCACAUACCAUUUUGCCAAAAUUGGCAUCUGUUGUGCAAGCAUAGAAAUUGUAGUACAUUUUUUCCUGGGAAAAUAGAAUACUUUUACUUGUAUCUAUAUUUAUUGCUCUUGCGAUGCUUUGUAAAAUGUGUUUGUACAUGUGCAACAAACACGUGUUGAAUAUUUGUGACAAUGACGCUGUUAACACUAUUCCCAGUGCCCCCCUUAUAUUCUGAACAUUUUUAAAGCUUUUUCUUAUGCCUAAUAGACUUUGCCUGUCAUCAUUGUCCAGAUUCCUAUGAGGUUGACUAGCUAGAAAGUCUAAUUUUAAAUGGUAGUGCAUGUUGGUAAGGUUACCUAUGGGUGUUUUAUAACCUUUUUUGUCCAAUUUUGUAUUUUCCUUUCCAAUUUUAUUUAUUUAUUAUUUUUGGAUGCGGGGGAGGUUCUGUUCGCUUUUACACCAUAAUGGACAUUUGGGCAUUUUCCUUUCUGAUGGAGAAAAAUGGCAACAUUCUUCCUUUCCAUCCACUUUGCAUGGACAGGUUACUGUGCUAUUGAAUUGAAAAUGUUUUCAGGAAUAUUGUGCAAAGUUUAAAAUACACUUGGGGUCAUGCUUUGACUAUGCAUCAAGUUCAUUCAUAAAUUAGCCAUUUUUUUCAGGGGGAAUAGUUAACUUAAUUUUGUUAAGUAACCAGCUCCAUCAAAGCUUUAAAAGGCUGUUUGAAAAUGUUUGACACAUUGAAAGGCUUUCUAUACUACAGUACCUAAAUUGUCUUGCCUUUUUCAACCAUUGUAGAUUUAAAAGGGAAUGGAGUUACUGGGCAGGAGUGCAUUCUACUCCAUUCUCUUGCUAUGUCAGUAUUGAAAAACGCCACAUAGUUAGUAUAUGUUGAGUGUUUAAUCAUCUGUUUGCUUAGCUGAUGCUAACAGGCUGCAUUUUAUUGAAUGCUAGUCUUUUGAAAAUCUUUCUGUGGAUUCCGGGGGAUCACUGCACGAAAAGGAUGACGUACAAGGGACAGGUAAGCAUUACAUACAGUGAUUUUGGUCUCUGUUAUGUUUUUAGACAUGUAGAAAUAGUGUAGAAAUAAUCAAAUUUUAAAAUACCUUUUCUUUUCUUUUUUUACUAUGGGGGAAACAACUGGUAUUUAACAGAAGUGAGUUUAGAACUGAAGUUAGCCCCAUUGAAAUCACAAAACCUCUGUGUUACUGGAAGUUGUAGCAUGAACUUCAGCUAUUUAUACAUUUUUUUCCUGUUUAGUUCAUUACAGAAGAAAGUUUUAUGUUGGCCAUAUGAUUUGUUAAGAUUUAAUUCUGUGACCCUUUAAUUUGUUCUAAAAGCCCUGUCAGUUCAAUUUAGUGUCAACUAGCAUUUAAAGAGAAUCUCAAGAUCAGAGCUGCUUUAGUCUCCACAGUUGGCUGAUACAAGCUGUGCUGUUGCUGUGUGGUCAUGUCUAAAAUUCACUUUUUUGCAUUUGACAUUUUAUUUUCAGGGCACCUUAGAGCUGAAGAGAUUGAUAGCGUUCUCCUAAGGAGCGAUAAUGGAAUUGAAUCAGCUCUGUCCUAUGCUAAGGCAUGGUCAAAAUACACGAAGGAUAUAGUUGCAUGGGUAGAGAAAAAGCUUAACUUGGGUGAGUGGUUCUUUCUGGCACCUAAUGAGCUUUGUCAUGAUGGAAUUAAAUCUGUUGUCAGGAUUGUGCUACAGACUGUCAGUAAUGUGAUUUCUAAAUUAGUAGCUGUUCACUGAAAUGAAUGGAACUGUUGCCUGUUUCCUGUGACUGAAAUAUUUGUAGCAAAAUAGUCUCUGUGUACUGUUAAAUGAAGACUAUAGAGAAGUUUAUGCUUGCUCUUACUGCUCUCACUCACUACGUGAAACUGGUCUUCCUUCCCUACAGAAAUGGAAUGUGCUAAAAGCCUGGCAAAAAUGGCAGAAACAACUAAAGCUAUUGUUGGCCCUCAGGUGAGUGUUCACUUAAUAAAAAUGCACUGUUAAUAAUACACACACUUUCCUAUUGAUUAUGGAAGCUCCAUUGAAUUCUUCUUUGCUGUUUCCUUUAUUUGUAGUUUUUUUCUAUUUAAAUUCUGAUGAAUAUUCUUUUGGCUUAUUUUUUUGCUACUUGAAAGUAAGAAAAAUUAUGCAAGCUUUUUUCUUUUGUGUUUCAAUAUUUUAUGCAUUGUUACAAGUGUAACUCUGGAACUAGGUUUUUCUUAACUGAACAUUUUGUCUUAAUAGAAUGAAGGUUUAUGUAAGGGUAUUAAUGUAAUAUAUGUAAUAUAACAACUUAAUUUUGUCCCGGAUCUGUCUAGAGCACUUUUUCCACUUAAAUCAGUGGGAGAAUUUGACCUAGAGGGAUACUCUACUAAUUUACAUGUUUUAACUUACAGGAUUACAUGCCAUUUCAAUCAAUAUUCAUAAAUGCAUUCCAAAAUGAUGUAGAGAACAGUCAGCUCUGGCAACAAACAGCAUCAGCUCUCCAAACUAAUAAAUUUGUUCAGGUAAAACCAAUUCUAUUUAAAAGCGAUUUUACAUGCAUAGCUCACAGGCAUAUAUAUUUUAGUCAUUGACAUUUCCUUACACAGUCAUUGGAUUUCUCUCAUGUAGCCACUCCUUGGAAGGAAAAGCGAACUGGAUAAACAAAGGAAGGAGAUCAAGGAGCUUUGGCAACGAGAACAAAAGAAAAUGGUUGGUAUAUUUGAACAUAAUAUAUUGUGGGGGGCAUUCAGGGAUGUCCAUCUGCUUGCACAAUGGAAAUCUUCUUACCCCAACAUCCCCCUGUGUUUCCCCAAAAUAUGCUUUGUAGGUUUGGGGAACUUGUGGAGCUGAUUUAGGGAGGUGCAGGAGGAGAAGCCCCAUUGCAUGAGAAGACUUCACUCAUACUAUGUGGGGCAUCGCCCUUUGUUUCAGAUAGAAAUUCUAAACUUCCAAAUUUGCCCGCAGAGCAUACAAUAUAGGCAUUCAGCAUACAUUACUUACUGUAAUUCAUUGGAAAAGUUUACAUAUUUUAAAAAAGAAAGAAAAAUCCACUAGUUACAAUUCUCUUCACAUUUAUGGCAUAAAGGCCACCAGUUCCUGUGCUUUCCCAUACUCCCAUUCCCACAGCUCAAUGUCUGGAUGAUGAUGAUGAUUAACAAGCUUUGAGUUAGAAUAUAAUGUGUCGCAUUUCUCUAUUCUACAACAUGGAAACUGCUAAUAUUGAGAUGCUUUCUUUUGGAAUGAGCAGCAAGAACUUGAAUCCACCGUUAAAAAAGCAAAGCUAUUAUAUCUUCAGCGGCAAGAUGAAUAUGAAAAGGCAAAAUCAUCAACUGUUCGUGCUGAAGAGGAGCAUCUGACCUCCAAUGGGGGUAUUAUUAAAGAUGUCAGUAAACUUGAGAAAAAACGAAAACUUGAAGAGGAGGCUCUCCUAAAGGUAAGGAAACUUCUUUAGAUAUGUUAGCAAUGAAAUGCAGUGUUACACUAGUUCUUGGAAAGAUGUGAUUCAUAAGACAUGUUGGCUGGUACUUAUGAAAUUAUAAAGUGCUUUUAUUGUGGACUGCUAAAGGUAGGGUUUUUUCAGGUAUUUUAAUAGGAAGUUUCUUUGCCAUCACUCAUUCUUUACAUGUUUAAUUUGUUGUAGGCUGAAGAAGCCAAUGAACAUUUCAAAGCCAGCAUGGCUGAAGUUGAAGAAAAACGAAAUGAUCUAGAAAAUUUCAAAAGUGAUAUCUUAACCCAGCUACGGGAACUUGUUUAUCAGUGUGACCUCACACUUAAAGCUGUAAGAAUGCAUUCCUUGUGUUCUAGACUAGUAGAAAAUCAUUAUUGUUGGAAUAUCAUGUGUGAAAAUGAUUUGAUAUGUAUCUCUGAAGCAUUAUGGCCAACACUGCUGGUAUAUUGACUAAAGCAAUCAUAUUGGUUUUAUUUGGGCCAGCCUAUAAGCUGUGGUAUAAUAGUAGAUCAUGAACAACCCAUGCUUCUUCUACAUUUAUUGUAGCACAAACCAUAGUUUGCCAAGCUGCUUGAAUUAGAAGGCUGUGCUUAGUGUUCAAUCUCCAACCCAAGAUUGGAAACCCACUUCAAACCAUGGUUUCAUAUUCUGGUUUGGAAGGCUUGGCAAUUAUAGCAUGCCAGUUCAGAUGCCCUGACAAAAUCAUGGUUAAUGCUAAACAGGAAACUGAUAGGAAUGCCAUGCAAAGAGGGGAAACAGGCAAGUCCAUGACUCAUUGCUUAUCUUCCAUACCCAUGGUUUGCAGAACUGUCUUAAUGGUGUCUGUAUGAUUGUUUCAUUCAGUAUAUUAGUAAUUUUUAAAAGUAGUCUGGAGAACUAUCUAAACAGAGCCACUUGCCUAGUUCAGAGGUAAUGGGGAACGAUGGUUUUCCACAGUGCUGAAAGAGCUGCAGCAACCCUUUGUCUUGUGCACCCCCUGUUCUCCGCUUUUCCCACUGUGAGUCGGAGAUCAGAAAUACCAGAUUCAUUGGUUUUUCUUUAUGUGCAUUGGUACUAAGUAGAGAAUCUCUUCAUGUUUCUUUAUCUUGAAACAACAGUGAGCCAACAUUCAGAGCCUUACCUCAUAAAGUGGCAAGUGGGGGGAAAUACAGCUGCAGCUUUGACUUACCUUUGACUUAAAGCUUCUGUGAAUUGAUUGAUAAUAGCUUGUAGUAGAUUAAAUAGAAUACUAUUGUUCCUAGCACCCCGUUUUUGAAGUCUGUCCAAAGUUGAGUGGUUUCCCGGUACUAUGAUGUCAAGCACUCUGAAUUGCUAAAUAGUGCUGCAAAAAAUCUCAUGAAACUAGACAAGCUUCACACAACAUGUGGCAAAAGAUGUUUGUGAAUGAUUUGUCCAUGAAGUUAUUUAUUUCAUAAAUUGGAAUAUCUAUCUAGAUAACAUAAGUUUCCACAGCUUAAUUAUAGCAAGCCAUUCAUGGAAGGCAGACAAAGGAAGACAAGCAGAAGAGUUCACAAGGUUGUGUAGUAUAAAGUGUCCAUUUGUCUUUGGGAAGAAAGGCCUAGAAUCUUAGAUGAUAAAUCUGUUUUGUAUACAUACUUGCUAUUUAACUUUAGUGGAUGAACUAUACUAUGAUGCAUUCUGUCUGUUAAGACAUACAUCAACUUAUGUUGAAUUGAAGGACACAGCUUUUUUGUAAAUGUGGAUGAUACCGAAAUGGAAGGGCAUUAAAUUUUAGCGUUAAAUUUGUUCUGCAGCUAUGCCUUGCAUAUUUAUCCUUAACUUUAUAAUAAUUGGGGGGCAACCUAAGCAGCAUCUUGGAUGAGAGGCUGGUCCAUAUCACAUUUCUAAAUAUGGAAGCUUGAGGCUUCUAGUCAGACUGUUGUGUACCAACUACAAACACUGCAAAUUUUUUUUAUAUUCUCUCUUCAGAUUUCUGAAUACUGAGAGACUUAGUUUUUCAACAUUUUAUAGUUUUCUCUUUUUUUUUUGGUCUUGCUGAUUAAGUAAAGUUUCCAAAAAACAUUGGUGUCUAUCUAAACCAAUUCUUUCAUGAGUGAAAUGCAGUUUCACUUGUGCAAAGUGGCUUCCAUGAGUUCUACCAGUUCUUCUUCACAUUACAGCUCCCUGUGCCCACAUCCCAUGCUAUGCUAGAGGGUCUCCCAAACCUUAGGAAGGGUUUUUUCAGGCAUUUAGGGGGCUUAAGCAAGGUUUGGUGGGAACAACCUGUUGUGUAAGCAGAGUUACACUCAUGCUUCUUUGGAUCCAAACCAGUACCACUACAGGCAAUCAAAAUUCACCCUUUCACUGGCUUCUAUCCAUCAGUCUCACAAAACAGAGGUUGGUUUAACUAUAAAUACAUCUUGCAUCCACAUGCUUUCUUGAAACCUAAGUAUACUGACAGAAGGGAAAUGGAGAAGUUUAAGAAAUGUUGAGCAAACUAUGACAGAAAGCUGUAAUUGUGAUUGGUGACAUACAGGCUAGUUUGUCUUUUUAAUGCCUGGGGGGGGGGAAUCAUUUGUGAACUAUUUUUGUAAGUUUUAAGAGAUGCGGGGAAUAUUUCAAACCUUGGUUUCUUGAAAUAACUCUAUUUCAAAUAUCUUUUUGUUCCACCCAGGCAACAGUUAACCUGUUCCAGAUGCAGCAUGCCCAAGUUGUGUCUCUACCAGUUAACUGUCAGUCCCUCUGUGAGAGUGCCAAGCUUUAUGACCCAGGACAGAAGUUCUCAGAGUUUGUGAAGAAUUUGCCAAAAGAUGAUGUUCCCAUUGAAUCGGGUUCCUUUGAAACUCAGAGCUCCCAGGUUGGAGGGUGAGAGCUCAGAUACCAUCUUCGCUUACUUGGCAGCAAAUGUGAACAAAAUGCUAGAGGAAUGUAGAUAGAAAAUAAAAGAGAGAAAGAACUUGUGACUUUAAUAAGUCAGGCAUUGUUGAAAAAUGAAUGGAAAUGGGUCCUAAAAGACAGGUGACUUUUCAUAGUGUAGAGCAGAGUUUAGUAUUUGUUGUUGUUUUUUGCUGAGGAUUUUUUUUUCCAUUUAGCUAAAAAAAGAAAGAUAUGGAGAAGGUACCUCAGCUUGCACAAGUUCUUGGCUCUCACUUAAGUUUGUUGUCCAGCCAUUUGCGGCAACAGUUGAUGCUUAUCACUAUGUCUAUUCUUGUUGCUGAGCACGAGAAUUUGGGACAAGUGGGACUUGCAACAAAACAUACUGCAGCCUGAAGAAUUCCUGGUCAGGAUACUGCAUUCUGUUACAUCCUCUUUCCCCAUUUUCCAGUCAUCGUCCUCCCACCAGAAAGUCAGCAUUCUGUGGCUGUUGAAGAUGCUCAGUCCUCAUUGAGAUGUUUUGGUGGUUCGCCCCUAAAGGCUAUUUUGUCUUUAAAAAAUAUUGUACAUUAAACCUUGGGGUUUCCAGAAGUCUGCUGAUAACCUCCUCUUUUGAGCAUGGGUGGUGCCAUUUAGAUUACAUAAGCAACAUUCCCUGUCUGAGUAUUGGAAAUAAGGGGGUGGAGUGAUGGAAGCAGUAUUCGAAGUUAGGCCUGCGGCCUCUUAUACUGCUUAACCUCUGCAAGACAUUCAUAAAAAGCCUGGAAAUGUUUUAUUUAUAAAAACUUUUUUUUGCAACAUUUAAUAUCAAUAUUAAGUCAGCUUUGGAACUUGAUUAAAUACUCAUUUUAUGUUUUCCGUUUCAAAAAAGCUGAAUAUAAGAAAAUGUAACUCUUUCGAAAGUUCUUAACUUAAAGCUUGAGGUAAUAAUAGCCAAGAAAUUCAAAGUUAGUCUUGGGAUACUUGUCUGUCGACUUCCUGCCUGUCAUUAAUUUGUCUUAAAUCUAUGCUCCAACAUUUCCAGAGAUAAAAGGGGCUUUCACCACACACUUCAACUAAGUCAUCCAAAGAGAGCACCUAUUUUAGUCUUUUGUUUUGAGCUCUCUCAUGAUAAAUUACUAUUAUGAUAGAUAACUAAGUUGUUAAGGCUAUUACUUAGGGAAACAUGGGCAGCUUCUGUUGUGCUGGGAGGAGAAAAGCUGAUUAAGCAUAGACUUCCUGCUGCUGAACAUGACUAAUAAGCUCUUUCUGCAUUUGGAUGUUGUGGAUUUUUUAUUAUUACCUAAAAUUAGGGUACAAAUAUAAGAAGGCAGUGGAAGUUGCAUUUGACAACUUAAUUACAAAAGUCCCAUGCAGAAUUGGUAUGCCUUACACCUCAAUUGCAAACUGAAUCAAUCAACUCUGCUGAUGGAUAAAUGCUGUAAGCACCAAAAGCUUACGUUUGAAAAUAAACUACUGGAUGAAACUAAUUUCAUCCUACCACAGAGAGUCCCACAACUAACUAAUAAAUAUUAUAUGCCCUUGUUCUUUGUUCAAACACAUACACUCAUUUCAUUUCAAAACAAGGCAAAAAAGCACAAAAUCCAACUCAGGACAUGCUCUAGUUGGACUAACCUGUCCCCUCCAUCUACUAUCUACUGUCCUGUGGGAACGAUUCGGGAGAUGGGGGCAGGCAAAGAGCCUUGGAGCCUGCUAGGGGGUGGAUAUUUCCAAAAAUAAAAAUGUUUUUUCCUCUCCCCAGGGUUUUCAGUAAACGAUCAAACAAUGUCCAUGCAUCACAAGGAAAUUUAUCCCAGUGCUCAGGAGAUUUUCCCGCUCAGUUACUAGAAGACAUCACAAGUCCAAGCUGUCAUCGAUCUCAAAAGAUUGGAGAAAAAAGAUCAUCAAGCACCACAGAUGUCUCUGGUAAUAUUUUAGUAGGUUUCUAAAUCUUCAUGGUAAAGUAGUCUUCCUUUAAAGGUCACUGCAGUAACCCAUUGCCAGUACACAGAUGGUUAUUGUAAUAAACAAAAGAUCAUGGUAAAGUAGUCUUCCUUUAAAGGUCACUACAGUAACCCAUUGCCAGUACUCAGAUGGUUAUUGUAAUAAACAAAAGAUCAUAAUUAAAUUAAAACUUUUUAGGUUAUUGGGGUUUUGCUUUCUGUUUUGUUUUAUUUUUCACCUUUUUUUAUUUUAACAGUACUUAUUUUGGCAAACCGGAUAAAAUAUGACUAGAAGCUGAAUAAGUUUGUUUUGCUUCCAGCACAAACCAAGCAGCAAAAGUAGAAAAUUGUUGAAAUGCUUGUAAUUUAAUAGUACAAGGUUGACUUUAAUAUUUUAUUUUACCAUUUGAGUUCAUUAUUUUUCUUUUCUUACAGCUGUGCGUGGCCCCCCACCAUUCAGAUCCUGGUCAGUUGGUAACCAGAGUGGAGGAAUGUGCAGUGAUUCUGAAAGUGCAGGAGGAAGCAGUGAAUCACGGUCUGUAGACUCUCCAUCUGCAAGCCCAGGUACAGAGAAUAUUAAUUUUCAAACACUAAUAAAUAGUAUCUAUUGGAUGAAAUUUCCAAUUUCAGCGGCAGUGGGCAGGGGAAGGCAUAACUGGAGUGGACUGACAGACUACCAUCUGGGGCAGAGGCUAGAUGUUUGGCCCCUGUCCUCCAUUUUAGUUGCCCCACUCUCUGAUCUAGUAGUGCUGUUGUUGAAGGCCAGGCCAGUCCAUGCUGAUCAUGUGUAGCCACAAUUUUAUCAUGAAUGAAGGGGCUGACCUAGUGUGCAUAACCAAAACUGGGAUGGGUAAGCUGGUUGGCCCUGACCUGACUUAGCUGUGCCUAUCUUGGUAGUCAGUACAGCACCAGGCUUGACUGUGGGGGUCAAGUGGUGGCGUUGCUGUUAUCCAUAGAAGCACCAUCUCUUUUCCCAAAAAGCUUCAUUUUCUUGGGAUGGACUUAAGAGAGUCUGCAUUGGUUUGGGGUCAGAGGAAUGGACUGGGGGUGCUUCUAAUUUAUUAAUUACCCUGUUACCCAGCAGCAUCUCUGAGUUGGCUGUGAUGGUCUCUGGUGUGGCGUUGGAGGACCCAAGGACAAUAGACUUGGGUGACAUCAAUAUCCGCAGAGACUGCAGUUGAGCCAGCUUGGGACUUCAUGGUCUUGGUGACAGCCAUGGGGCUGUGUCAACUGGUCAUCAGUCCAGCACAUUACGCAGGGCACAACCUUGAAGUUGUUUUUACCUCCAAGUGAUAUAAGGGAUGGACCAAAGAUUGGGUGGUGUGUGUGUGCAACCUUGUCAUAGUUGAACCAUUAUCUGGUAAAGUUCAAACUAGUGGUGACAGUUCCCCCCCUGUAAGGGUGGUGGGCUCGUUCAGAUGGCCCACCCUCAGAGGCUGAUGUAACCUGAGGAGUUUCUGAAUGCUCUGGAGGAAUCUUUGGUAUUCUGGGGAGCUUUGGGCUAUGGAAAAUCAUGUGAGGACUAGAGUGCAAGUAGGUUAAGUCUCAUUCUGAAUCCAACUGAACACUGGCUAGUGCUCAUAAUCAUGCCUACUAUGUGGCAAUGCAGAUUGCGAAGAAUACUAAUUUUGUAGCUUGCGUUACCUCCUCUAGUAGCUGGUUGACAGUUUUAUUGUGAACCGUCUGAAAGUUACUGACUCCCAUUGUGGGUCUGCUGUGACCAACUGACUACACCCUUUGAGGAUAAAGUCACAUGACUUUCAAGUGAACUUGACUCUUCACUUGUCGCAAUUCUGGAUGAAGUACCCAAUGCCAAGAUCAGUGAUAUGUUGUGGGAUCAGUUUUAGGUUAUGCAGGCAGCUGAUGUGGACAAGGUGUUGAUGUUCACACACCCAACCACAUGCCCUCUUGACCCCUGUCCCACCUGGCUUAUUAAAUAUAGGAGAUGGAGUUGCAGGAGGUCAUACUUUCUGCCUUGAAUGAAUUGCGGCUGUGGCCUCUCCUAUAGAAACCAGCCCUGGACCUCUUGGACUAGAAUAACUAUCAACCAGCUGCAAAUACCCCCUUAGGGGAUGGGGAAUAGUGGAGAGAGUUGUGGUAGGGUAUCACCUAGCAUUCUUGGAUGAGAGAUAGUUUAGAUUUGUUUCAAUCUGGGUUCAGACCUGGUCAUAGGACUGAAUUUCCCUAACAGAUGACCUUACAGAGAGCUGGAGAAGGAGAGUUUGCCCUUUCUCUUGCUUCUUGAUCUUUCUGUGGCUUUUGAUACCACUUACCAUAGGAAUAGGGUGCACUGUGAUACAGUGGUUUCUGUCCUACCUAUGAGACUGAGUCCAGAGAGUAGCACUGAGAUAGUGGGAUUUUUUAGCCCCUGGCGUUUAUGGCCUAGUCAAAUUAUAAUAAUCUUUUGAAUGCCUUUAUAUACUUGUUUUUAACUGCUUUUGUAAAGAAUUUCAAUGUUUUAUUUCAUAUAUUUUGUAAACUACUUAGAGGUUUUCUUACAUUCAAGCAGUAUAUAAUUUUAAAAUAAAUAUAUAGAUAGAAUUAAAUAGGCGGCUUCUUUUAAAGUCUGAAAAAAGCCUUGCCUCUUUCAUAGGGGACUUUAAAAGAAGGCUUCCCCGGACACCAUCUACUGGUACCAUGUCAUCUGCGGAUGAUCUCGAUGAAAGAGAACCACCUUCACCUUCAGACUCUGGUAAUGUAUCUUCAUAAUUGAAUUAAUAAUUUGCUGCAAGUAGGCUUCAUGGUAUUAAUCAUAUUUGGAUGCCCUUCCCUGAGUUUUGUUAGAAGAGAAUAGGGAACCAGAGAUAAUUGGAAUGUUUGCCUUGUCGGAUCAAAGAAGUAGAUUAGCGAAUCCUCUCAGCUUAACAUACACUAAGAACUGGAACUCUUUUCUCCAGUUUAGAAAAAAUUAGGCUUAACUGCUUAGUUUUAAUGCCAAUGUUUCUGCUAAAUGCUUGCUUGAUAGCAGAGUGGAAAGUAGUAAGCAGCUUCUUUUCUGGCUUGCAUGAUGCAUUGGCAGGAAACUUCAAAGCCCACCAUAUGUUUGAGCUUGUAGAAAUUCAUGACUGGACAAAGGUUAUUUUUUUCUCAAAAACAGAAGUACAAGAUUGGGAGCUAUUCCAUAUAAUUAUUAAAUGAUUCAAAUUGUUCCUCAGCCCUUCUAAGGCUGCAAUCUUCUACAUGCUUGCUCAGGAUUAUGGUCUCAUGUUAAGGCCUCAUUUCAGAGUAUCUGAAUGGAAACAUGCAAAUAUAUUAGGAGGUAGAAAAGUGUGAGAGUGUGUGUGUGUACCCACACAAAGAUGUCUUUUUUAUUUCCCUUGGUACACUUUUUUAAAUAUACAAGUCAGCGCUAGUGCUGUACAGUCAACGACCAUUUCACUGCUGUCACUGUUUGCAAAGGAGUGACAGAUGGAGGCCCCACUCACCUGUCAAAAUGGCCCACAGGCAAGCCUGUGUAUUGUAUAUUCUUACAAUAGUGACCCCUGGGUGUAGUUUUAUGUAACCAAUAAACAUAUUUCAGUUUAUAAAGAACUUGUUUUUCUAUUAUGCCAUCCCCGCCCCUUAGUACAUUAAAGAGCUAAUAACAGAAUUUGUGUUCUAAGGUUUGAAUGAUCUAGCAUCUGAAAUGACCAGUUCACCUGGACCUUUUCGAAACACGAUUCUAUCUAAGGCAGCACAAACCCACAAACUGCGGAAGCUGAGGGCUCCAUCUAAAUGCAGAGAAUGUGAUAGUCUGGUGGUAUUUCAUGGAGCAGAGUGUGAAGAGGUAAGAAAUUCAAGCAUUGUUUGGCUUCCUUGGGGGAGGCUGUGUUGCUGCAGUCAGAUCAUGUGAAAAUUUUGCUCUCUGUAGGUUAAAGGGCUUCUUUCACUAUGAGGUGCUCUGGAGAUGUGAGGUAACUGAUUGGAAGCAGCCAGUGCUGGUGUCAGGGCAUUUUGCGCCUUAGAUGAACUCCCAAGUUGCUGCUCCCCUCUUCACUCAUGACCAAUUGAAUGGCUCAAAGCCCCCCCCCCCCCCAAAAAAAAACUCUGCUAGGUUAUCCAGGCUUCAUCCUGGAGCUCAGUGAGACUAAGACCCAAACUACAUGUUAAAUGGGAAGUCCAUUAUAGGUUCUUGUGAUUUUUAAAUAUUGCAGCUUUGGGGGUUGCCAAGUGGAUUGAAGUAGUGACAUGUUUUCCUGUGUAGAGAUAAGCACUAUGUGAAGAAAAAAUGUCAAGUACAACACAAAUGCCUGUUAAGUUUAUACAUAAGUCAACUGGAAACUUGUUCACCAUUUGGCCCUUGCCCAUCUUGGUUGAUUAAGGCUGCAUGAGCAAAACUGAGCCCUCUCCUUAUUGUCGUGAUUAACGAAGCUUUGGCAGAGAGGUCAAUGCUUGUAUUUUGGAUCGGCCCCACUUUUAAGAGCCUAUUGGACUCAGCCGAUCUAAAAAUUAUUUCCCCUUUUAAGUUUUAGGACAAGAUGCUAUUGCUCUGCUAUCAUUAUGAACAGGGUUUGAAAGGACCUUCAUUUCUGUUACAUUUCCUCUAGUGUUCACUUGCCUGUCACAAGAAGUGCUUGGAGACUUUAGCUAUUCAGUGUGGACACAAGAAACUCCAUGGAAGACUUCAUCUAUUUGGAGUUGAGUUUACGCAAGCUGCUAAAAAUUCCCCAGAUGGCAUCCCCUUCAUCAUAAAAAAGUGCACCUCUGAAAUUGAAAGCCGAGCCCUAAAUGUAAAGGUAAAUAUUCAGUGAAUAGAUGAAUCAACACCCCUGUCUUUAAAAUAGCUUACAUUUUGGUUUUGCAAGUACUUACAACUUUUUCUUAUAUAAAAGGGCAUAUAUCGUGUGAAUGGGGCCAAAUCAAGAGUUGAAAAGCUUUGUCAAGCUUUUGAAAAUGGAAAGGACUUGGUGGAAUUAUCUGAACUCUAUGCACAUGACAUAAGUAAUGUUCUUAAAUUAUAUCUUCGCCAGGUAAAUAUGCAUAAUUCUCUUGUUUCAUCUGACUAGCAAAUUAAGUAUAAAUGGGAGGCUUGCUGUUUUUUAGUCUUUCAUAUGUCUGAAUUUUGAAACACUUGGUGGGAGGAUUCAUCUUUGAAGCUGCUGCUUACUUGUUACUUACACCCAGUGGAUAGGGAAAAGGGGCAAGUAAUACUCCUAAAAUGGUUAAACUUUUUUGUCUCUGAGCCAAUGAAAUUGCUCCCUACUAGCUUAUGGGGAGACAUAGUGCUGGGUCCUAAUUCUGACGUAUUAACCAUAUAAAUGUUAGAUUUUUAAUAGUUUGUAUUAAUGUUAGGUUGCAAAUUAGCUUCAGUUUUUUUAAAAAAACUAAGCUGUAUUUUUGUAACUUCUUUUUAAGUAAAACCUGAAAGUUCCACUUAUGGUGCCAGGUGCUGCACAGCAUAGCAGGAGUGUACUUUAACCAUUUGUUUUAAUGGGAGACUUCCAGAACUCCCACCUAGAAGCAGAAUACAAAUAAUAUUUGAAAACAAAAUAAAUGAGAACCUUGAAUGCCAGAAUAAAUGUGGAUACUUCCUCUUUUUCCUGUAUUACUAAAAAUAUAGUGGAAAUUUGUUGAGGUCUGCUUGCGAAGCUGAUUUUUGUGUGACUUGAUCCUAGACAUCUGUUGGAAACUUGUAAUUAAGAUAUUUUGGGCCACUAUGAGAAAACACUUGUCUUAAAUUGCAUUUGUUGUGCCACUAAAGCCAACAUCACUAAAAUCAGGCAACAAAUUUGACUGGCUGUGGAUUUUGGGGAGAUUAUUUAACAAGCUGAGAUGUUGAAGCAGGUUGAUUCCGCCACCCAAGAAGCAUUCUAAUCCUUCAGAAAAUGUUCCUUGAGAAGCAAGUUGUAAUAGGCUGAAAGCACUUGCCUUUUUGCCAGUGAAGCUGUUUUGACAUUUUGCAUGGGCCACAGGCGAUACCUAACUUUGCUGAAGGUCAAGUGAGAAUGCUGUUUGCCCAUACUCAAUAUGAAUUGAGUAUGAAUAUUUUAUAUUCUUGAAUCAAUUACAAGGGUUUGGUUUGAUGGGGUAGUUUAAAUUUAGCAGCAAGUGUACUGAAAAAGACUGGUUUCUCUCUGUUCUCUAUACCCUAUCUGUGGAUGUCUGGUAGGUAUACAGAAGAGGAGACUUGCCAGUCUCUUUGAUGUUGUAAAAGGACAGACUAGUGUCACUACCUAUGGGACUCUUGUUGCUGUAUUCGUCUUUUUAAAAUAUAUACUAUUAGUGAACAAUUUAAAAAACUAACAUUUCUGUUAAUAAUUUGGAUUUCUUACUUUAUCAAUAAAUACCACCUCAUUUGCUUGCAGUAUCUUACUUACACAGAGACUAAGUGACAUCAGUAAAACUAAAGCUCAGAAGCCUCUCAAAAAAGAAAAGGAACUAGACUAGACAUCAGGAAGUAAUAGGAAGGAAACAGUUGACUUGAGCUAAAAUUGAAGUCUGAAAUUUCUGACGUUCUUUCCCUCAGCUCCCUGAACCUUUGAUUUUGUUUCGGCUUUAUAAUGAAUUCAUUGGCCUUGCAAAGGAGAGCCAAAGUAUUAAUGAAGAACUGGAUAUGAAACGGAUGAGCCCCAGGUCCAAAAAAAGGCAGUCAGUGUGUAUUGAACUGAAUAGGAUCAUUCUUAAAAUCAAAGAUCUACUGAAACAGCUGCCUGCACCAAACUAUAACACACUCCAGUUUCUUUUAGGUCAUCUGUACAGGUAAGGGAACUUCAACUCAGCCUGUACAUAUACAUUCAGAAAUAUGUGUUAAGCAUGGGUUUAUUUGUUAACAAUAAAGAUCUGUGUAUUUCUUGUAGCAAGCAGUAUUUUUGUUGUGUUCCUAGCCGGUGGUAUGAACAUAUUAAUAUUAAUGAGGCUUAAUAUUUCCUUCUCUCUUUUUCAACUUGUUAACACUAAUUGGAUGAUGAUGAUGAUGAUGAUAGUGAAAUUAAUGUGGAGAUUUGGGUAGUGUUGGUUUUGUAGUGAAUGUACCAUGUUGGGUUCGUACCAAUGUUCAAAAAGCCUCUCUGGAUUUUGUUCUUUUAUGCAGGGUUACUGAGCAAUCCGAUGAAAAUAAAAUGUCUGCCAGCAACCUUGGUAUUAUAUUUGGCCCAACUCUGAUCAGGCCACGUCAGACAGAUGCUACCCUUUCUCUCUCUUCACUUGUGGACUAUCCAUAUCAGGCCCGGGUAGUUGAGCUGCUCAUUACCUAUUAUGAGAAGAUCUUUGAUAUUUCGCCGCAGCCUUUAUCACCUGCACCUCGGUUAGAAGACAGUGCUGCUUGCGCUAAAAGUAUUUUAACAGCUGAAGAUAGAGAUCCAUAUCAGCAACGAAAAACGUCGCCCUGUGCUGCUGUGAAAGAAGUGAGUGUCUGCUGUGAAACAAUAACUUUCAUUUACUGCAUUGAACUUGUGCUAGCGUAUUCAGCGAAUUUUUAAUAUUGCUGUUAUUGACAGAGCAUCCAGUUGGUCCAAAAUGAGAGGAAGGAUUCAGAGGCUAGUAUAUCAUUUGAAGAACCAGAUGGCAGCAAAGACACCCACCAGAAUUCUGAUGCAUUAGUGACAGGUUAGUGUUUUGCAUUUCUACAGUACAAUAGAUGGAUAGAAAAAUGAAGCAGAACUUUUAUUCACGUGUUCACUGCAUGUCAUUCUUCAUUAAAGGGACAAGUACAGUGGUACCUCGGGUUACAUAUGCUUCAGGUUACAGACUCCGCUAACCCAGAAAUAUUACCUCGGGUUAAGAAUUUUGCUUCAGGAUGAGAACAGAAAUCAUGCUCUGGCAGCGCAGCGGCAGUGGGAGGCCCCAUUAGCUAAAGUGGUGCUUCAGGUUAAGAACAGUUUCAGGUUAAGAACAGACCCCCGGAAUGAAUUAAGUAUUUAACCCGAGGUACCACUGUAUUGACAUUUGCUAUGGAAUCCAUAGAGCAGAUUGAAAAUGCAUCAGGCUUAUAGUCAUUAUCACAUUAGGCUUUCCUGUUGAGAUUUAACUGUUUAUGUUGCUGGCUGUGUUCAUAUUUCCUAGAAUGGAACUCCAAACUUGGAACUAAACAGAGUCUUGGCAGAAGGAAUUCUCCUUCAGAACCCUCUCCUGUCUCAGUUUUAGAAAACCACAUUGCACCAGCAAAAGAUCCAGGUCAGUUUCCUGAAUUGCAAGUAUUCAUACAGCUAUCUUGCUAUCCUUCAGGUUCCUGUAUGUUCAGGUACAAAAUAAACCUUUCGUUAUUAUGACUUCUGUUGGUGCAAUGAAAAGAAGCCUAUUCUUAGUUGACAGCUUACUGUCUCAGCACAUCGCGUGUGUUUAAAAAGCACAUUGUUAUGAAGCCUUUUCAAAGGGUGGUUAUGCUGCUUUUGAGUUAUUGGCCAUGUUUGGACAGUCAGGUCUCAGUUCAAUAAGUGGAGAUGUGAACGAGCUUCAUCUGUCUACAUGCAGCUGUUUUACUCAACCCUUUACAAGAAAAGGGAAACAAGACAGGAAACUGCUGUUAGCCAUAGCUUCCCAUUACAUCCUAACAGCAAGCAAGCCUGAAAAUGAAGCCAUGGGUUAAAGUUGGCUUCUAUAUCCUGAUUCGUUUAGACAACAUUAAUCAUAAUUGUCAGUUCAAACAUAACAGGAAACUGUUUUUCAGUGAAAAAAUGCCUUGAGUUCCCUCAAGUAACAGAAACCUAAAGCUAAUUUGCUUUGCUUAAGUAGAUAAAAUGUAUGUAAUUAAGAACUGUGCAAGACAAAGGCAUAUAUAGGCCUAUGAAUAAGAGCAUGGGUAGGCAAACUAAGGCCCGGGGGCCAGAUGUGGCCCAACUGCCUUCUAAAUCCGGCCCGCGGAUGGUCCGGGAAUCAGCGUGUUUUUACAUGAGUAGAAUUUGUGCUUUUAUUUAAAACGCAUCUCUGGGUUAUUUGUGGGGCAUAGGAAUUCGUUCAUAAUGUUUUCCAAAAUAUAGUCCGCCCCCCCCCCCCAAGGUCUGAGGGACAGUGGACCGGCCCCCCGCUGAAAAAGUUUGCUAAUCCCUGAGUAAGAGUAUAGUAAGAGACCUGUUGGUUCAGACCAAAGACCCAUCUAAUCUAGCAUUCUUUUCUCAAAGUGGUUGACCAGAUGUUGAUGGGAAGCCUGCAAGCAGGCCAUGAGUGCAGUAGCACUCCUUCUUCUUGUGAUUCCCAGCAACUGGUGUUCAUAAGCAUACCACAAAUGGUGUUUAGAAACACACUGGAGGUCGCGGUUAGCUAUGACAUACAUGCCUAGUAGCCAUUGUCAGCCUUAUCCCCUCCCCCCAAUGAAUUUGUCUAAAGCCCUUUUUGAAACAAUUCAAGUUCGUAGCCUACUUGUGGUAGAAAAUUCCAUUCUUUAAGUAUGCACUGUGUGAAGAAGUACUUCCUUUUUUUGUCUCAUUAAUCUUCUAACAUUCAGCUUCAUUGGAUGUCCCUGGGUUCUAAUAUCGGGAGAGAAGGAGGAAAACUCCCCACCCACUUCAUAACUUUACAUAAAUAGACGUUUAUCAAAUUCUUUCAUUAUACUAAUGAUAACCCUAAUGUAAAUAAUCUUGUGAGUGAGGGAUAACAACCAUUUUUUCACUCUGUUUGAAAGAGAAUAAUAUGGAGAGGGAUAAAAAUCCAAAGCAACUGUUUAAAGCAGUAUAUUUAUACUUGUUGGCCCGAUAUAUUAGCUUUUUCCUGAGGUCUGCAAAAAGGCUUCCUUCCUUCCUUUCCCAGAAGAGACCUUUGAUUCCUCCCAGGCUGAUUUAUCCUAACUAUUGGGUUGUUCUUGUGAAAAAGUUGAUAGAAAUAGGACUAAAGAUCUCUUUUUGAUUCAUAUCCAGAACUCUUUAAAUGGAAGCUUCCUCCAUGGCUUAUAUAGUACUAUAAUCCUAAAUUGUAGGUAUGGAUACAGGUACAAAUCGGGGUGAUUGGGUGCUGCAGUCUUUAAUGCAAACUGUUCUACUUAAACUGACUCUGCAAGUCCUUAGUCUGCCUUAUGGAGUAGGCAGAUGAAAAGUCUCUUUGUGGCUUGCAGGUGUCAAAUCCUUUGAAACAGUAUGUCUGGCACUUUUUAUUUUAUUUAUAAAAAUAUUUAAAUACCGCUGUAUCAUAAAAAUAUAUAACAGCCAUUUGCAACAAUAUUGAAACAUAAAAUCAAACAAUAAAAUCAUAAAAAGUUAAAAACAAAAAGAAAUUAAAAGCAAACUUUAAAAAUAGCCUGGAAUUAAUAUGGUCUUGAAUAUAAUGGCAAUAUUGGUGUUCUCUGCUUGUUCUCUGAGAGGUGUGAUCUUCUAAAAUAUACUUAGUUGCAUUUAGAGACCAGUUUGAUUUCUGGCUAAUGUUAUUCAAAGUUAAUGCUUUCUGAUGGCAAACUGACAGUCAAAAUAAAUGUUUUUCUUCCUUAGGCAAUUCUGUGGCUGCAGUUUCAGAUCCAGAUAAUGAGCAAUCUCCCCCUCAAGUUGAAGAUGGUGUUAAAGCCAGUCACCUCUUAAGACCGAAUCGUCAAAUAACCAAAGUUCAGUUACGCACUCAUAGGACAAAGCCAGUUGUUCGUCCUGUGAGUUUACCUCUAGGUCAAAUGCUUCCUCCCUGUGUUUUGAAUGAGAGAAACUCACGAAAUGCAGGUCUAAGUACAGAAAAUAUUGGCAGAAGUCCUGUAAUUGAAGAAGUUUCCGAGACGCAGCCACUUCCAGCUGUAAAUGCCGGCUGUAGGCUUUCUUGCUUUGACCCACAGACUCUGAAGAAAACUUGGGACAAGCAAUAUAAGCAGUAUGAUAUGACUGCAAGGACAGCAAUGAUUGUGACUAAUAUACCCCAGGAGAACCGAACACAUGACUCUGUAAACUCAAGUGCCUUAACUACACAUAGCAACCUUGCUAGCAACUCAGUAAAUGCCAUACUUCCCAACAAGCCAUAUACGGUACCUGUCAGGGCUGCAAGGGCAACAGCAGAAGGGCAUUCCUCAGACUCUAAUACGCUUGCUGCUUUCAGAACACCGAGAACUUUGCAACCACCACCAGGGACAUUCUAUAAGCCACCACCCAUCAGUAAGGCCAAACAGAGCGAUGAGAGCUUGGCACCCAAACCAUGUGCAGCAGUCAUCAGAGAUGAGACUCCACAGCUAGUUGUGAACCCUGGGCUUGUCCAAGGCUCCUUGGGCUCCUCUGGCCCACAUGCAAAGCAACAAAAACCCACUUCUGAAGCUCUUUCCCCUACAGACUUGAAGCCCACCUACCAGAGAUUAAGGCCAAAGAGGAUGCAAGAACUAGAACACAGGGAAGCUCACUUUGUAUAG